AUGAUGACAUCUCUGAAGUUCGUCCUCUAUGUAACAUGUUUGAUCCUGGGAGAAAUUUGUAAGUCAUGUUAGUAUUUCACCUUGUUUCUUUGACUUUAUUAUUCUGUAUUUUCACUUUAACUUAAACUUUUUUGACUGUUUCUGAGGUGAAGUUUACUUUGACACUAAGAAUAUCAGGAUUUGCAUUGUCUCUCAUUCACUUUAGCUCAGACAGCUGCUGUGAAACCGUCUCCAUCUGUCCAUCAAGAGAGCCGGGAAACUGGAGAGACGCUGACUUUACCAUGUGCUUAUAAGGAAGAUACUGUUACACAGGUGUACUGGUUUAAACACAGUCUGGGAGAGAAACUAAAGCUCAUGACAUCCAGACAAAAAUAUGCACCUGGCGAUAGUUUUCAAGGUGAAUUCAAGAACAAUCCUCGCUUCUCACUGGAGACUCAAAAUAGCAGGAACAAUUUGAUAAUUUCAGAUUUGCAAAGGUCAGACUCAGCAACUUAUUCUUGCGUGAGCUGCCGUUACUGCAUGAUAGAAAUUUUAGCAACCAUCCUAGUUAGUGUGAAGAACUCACAUUUGAACAUCCCAGCCCUCAUUCAUCAGUCCAGAUCUGAGACCAUCCAGCAUGUGGGAUCUGUGACUCUGAACUGUACAGUCAAAGCUGAGACCUGUGAUGGAGGACACAGUGUUUACUGGUUCAAAAACUCUGAAGAGUCUCAACCAGGACUCCUUUACACCAAUGGAGGCAGAAAUGAGCAGUGUGUGAGAGAACCAGACUCACAAACACGCACCUGUGAAUACAGUUUACCAUUGAAGAACCUGAAUGUGUCUGAUGCUGGGACCUACUACUGUGCUGUCAUCUCAUGUGGACACAUACUGUUUGGAAACGGGACCAAAUUGGACUUUAAAGGUGAGUCUCUGUACUACUAAAGUUAUACUCAUGGAUUGUUAAAUCAAAUUUAAUACAAACAGAGAAAAAAAAUCUCUGAGCUCUGCAUCCAAUAUAUUGACUCUCUAUCCACAGACAGAGAGAUCCUUUUGGUCUUGGUGUAUAUUUUGAGUGGAGCGUUGAUAUUUGCAACUAUCCUGAUAGUUGUCAUGGCAAUCUUUCUUUACAAGAUGAACAAAAGGAUCAGUUUACAAUCUCAAGGUAGGCAAACUAGCACUUCCUUUUUCUGCCUGUGUCUGCUCAGUUUGAUUUUUUAAAGUUUAAGUGAGAUUUUCAUGUUUUACAAUCAGAGGCAGGAGCAAGACUUUCAGCGCCCUCUACGAGAAAUCUGGAGGUAUGUUUAUCAUUCAAAAUAUUGCAAAUGUUACGCAUUGCAGGCCUUCAUAGAAGAAAGGAGCUAUAAGUCAUGGUCCAUAUUGUGAUAGACUUUUGCAUGUUUUUCUCAGGGUCACAGAGAAGCAGACAACCUUUUCUAUGCAGCCCUCAGUGUGAACAUGUCCAACACAUCAAGAAGACAGAGAAACAUCACUGCAGAUGAGAGUGUGUACUCCACUGUAAAGCAGUAGAAGUCAAAUGGAAUCUUUCUGAAAAUUUUAACUCAUAUUUUUGAUUGAGCUUCAAGUGAAUUGUGAUUGUCUUUUUUUUUUUUUAAAUCAAACAGUCAACCUGGGACUAUCAAAAUUUCAGAGUGAUAGGACUGAUCGAUCUUCUAAACUUCUCCUGCACUGCAGCAAAACUUACUGAAGUUAAUGCAGCUUUUAUUCAUUUUAUUUUAUUUAUUUUUAAUAUUAACUUUUGCUGUCUAAUCAUUAAAGGGUUUUCUUUAAUCUUUUAAGAAUUUGUUCCCCUCUUAGAUUUAAGUUUUAAAUCUCCUAAACAUUGUACAGUUUUAAUUUAAAUUAGUGAAAUCACAAAAUAUGUUUUGCACAGCUUUUGUACAGAGUGCCAUUCAGACAAGAGAAGAGAUGUGCUGUUUGCUGUGUUAAGCUGUUCACAUUCAUCAAGCUCAUGCUGCAGGAAAAUAAAUUCAUACAUGUAAUAAAAAUUUAAAUGAUAGAUGCUUGAUACUUUAUCUUUUUUUGUAAAUAUGCAUGUUCAAAUACUCAGAAUUAGACAGCUCCAUGAUACUACGUCUGGAAACACUGGUGACUGAAUCUAUUGACAAGAAUCUGUCUCUGCACUCUUAAUCUGACACUGAUUCAGCGACCUUAAAUCAGUCAUUAAGGAGGGGUCACCGAUGAUACUCCAGUAUAAUCCGUCCUGUCUAAUCAAAGGAUAUUCUGGCCUAAAUUUAAACCAUGGUCAAACACACCGUAGCACUGACUUAGACACCCCCUCGAGAGAUGAACGUUGCCGACUGCUUGCUUCUCAAGUUACACCAACUUCAGCAAACCUCAACUUUAGUGACCUUUGCAAACAUCUGUGACCUUUGCAAACAUCAACAUUUGUGAGGGAGCCCUGACGAGUCGAUCACUGAGUGCAGUGGAAAACUUCUGAUUAUUACUUCAUGGAAAUGUAAUCGGACCGAAGCACUAAGGCAGAAGAACUACAGUGCAAAUACAAGAUACACAAGGACUCUGAUUGCAUUUCCAUUAAGUAAUAAUCAUAAAUUUUUCUUCCCUGAGCUGUGAGAUUCUGCUGCACUCGGUGAUCAACUUGUCAGGGCUCCCCCAAAAAACAAUCGGCUGCUGGAGGAGAGUGGGUUAGUUGUGUUUAGUCUCUUUGCUAAAAAAAUCAGGCAAAGCUAAAAAGAUGUUUGGUGGCUAGUACUAUAGCUGGGACCCUAUAUGUACUGUUGAUGAAGUUAGGUGCUGUUCUGAGCAUUAUUUGUGGCUAUAGAGUGGUGUUUUGGUUGAGGUUUGCACAUGGAGACGUAGACCACUGUGUAUUGCUACUGUGCAGUUGUUACUAAAGUAUAUACAGGUAAUUUUGAAUGGAAGUUUCUUUUAGUUUUUUUGUUCAAAUUUUCGAGGUAAAUUAUUCAUCUGAUCACUAAGAUAAAUCAUCUGUUCAGCCUUGCCACCGCAGCAUCAGGACGGGGACAGGACACGGAGACAUGUCUGGGUCGAGCUGCGCGAGAAAAAGGAGGAAGAGGCAGAGAGAAAAGGGGGGAGACAAAUUUAAUAUCUUGUUAACGUCAUCAUGUGUGACUAUUAACUGGAUAUUGUAUUUAAAGGGGCCAUGGCAUGAAAAACCGCCGGGAGGGGGGUACAUAUCGGUGCAAUCCCCCCAAGUUCGAAAAAAUUUCAUCCAGUCUCUGUAUUUAGGAACUGUGUGCUCAGAGCCGGCCGUUCUGAAAACUCCACUGACAUGACGUCAUGUCAGUGCUGGCGGGUUGAUGAUACUGCCCAUGGAGCCGCCCACUGCCCUGCCCACUGAAUUAUCAACACAGUGCCAUUAUUCCCAGCUGCUCGCUCGCAUUGCUCCGGUUAGAACCAUGGCGAAAGUACGAUCUGAAAAAGAGGCAGCGUUUGCUCUGUUGUUGGCUGCACAAACAAGCACAAAACUCUUUUGAAAACUCCCUCGUCGGAGGAUUUGAGGACUCAAUGGGUGGAUUUUAUUUAUAAUGGGAAUGUACCUGCGGCACUUCCAACAUAUCUGUACGUAUGUGCGCACCAUUUCACUUCGGACAGUUUUAUCAAUGAGGGACAGUUCAACGCUGGAUUUGCUAGACGUCUGAAGAUAAAGAAUGGAUCCGUACCAACUAUCCGUGACCCUACUAUAAACGUGGUAUCUGUAAGUAUGAACGUUUUAUUUUGACUUACUGUUUAGCCUAAAUUCCCCCCGGUGCCUCAGCACGGCCACCACGCUUUGAUAAACACACCGGAUCCGUGCCGGUUUACCGGAUCCUCCCGUAUUUUAGCCGCUCGCUUCUUCCCCGACAACUCCGCCGGCAGGGGACAAAAUCCCCCUCUGGAGCAGCAUGUAGCUUUAGCAUUUACCCGUGCGGCGACGCGCCUCUUUUGGCUCAAAUACGGGAAGUCCCGGCUAAUGCUGGACGGUGGGCCAUCCUAUUAAUUAGCAGAGAAGUUUUAGAGCACCAAAAUCUUACAUCGUAGCAGAGCUCUGGUUGUAAUUUUUUUUUUACAUUUAUAUCUUCCUCCUUAAGCGUGACCCUCCUGGCGGCUUUGAAUAAUACAUAGAAUGUGUCAACUAGGUCGCUUCAAGUCGCGUUUGGUCUGAACGCGGCUAAGAGUUUUUUUUUCGGAGCCUCUCCCUCUGGGUCAGACUCUGGCUCAAACUGGUAGGGUUGUACAAACGAUCUUCUUGCAGCCAUGACCGAGCCAGUGUAAACAUUAGCACAUGGCUAUCGGAGCACAGCCACAGCCCCUUCCAGAGAGAUGGGUGUAAAGUGGACGUGGCUUAGGUGCAGCUCAUUUCAUUAAAGAGACAAGGCCCAAAACGGAGGAUUUUGAGCGGGGCUGUUUUUAGCUGAUAAAAAGAGCACUAAAAUAAUUGAUCCAAAUCGAAUUUUGACCAAAGGACGUCACAGACAUGCUUUUAACACACCAGGGGACUAUUUUAAGUUGUGUAAAAUUGGCAUGCCAUGGGACCUUUAAUGCGGUUUUAGCAGCUGUGUUAAUUCAGUCAGGUUGAGUGUCCAAAUGCGUGCCAAGCGCGCUCAUCAGAUAAAAUAUAGAUCAGAUUUUAUUGAUAUAGAUCUAAACGUAUAUGUGCUGGCUCAGAUAGUUACACUGAAUAUAGGUUGUUGUUGACUAUUUAUCGCACUGAAAUGAGCCUCACACUGUGGAAACCUGCCUGUGGGGCUGUGCUGAAAGCUGACCAGGUUUGAAUCAGCGAGCUUUCAGCGCACUUUCCACACCGUCGGCGAGCACAUAAAUGUCACUGUGCCAGCUGAUUCUGUCAACACCUCCCCCUGCCACGCCACCACGCCCAGCUUGGCGGACCUCAGUGCACCUUAGUCUACGAAAAUACCAAACUGGCUGUACGCUGGGCUCUGCCAGACAAAAAUACCACUGCGCGGGGUGCGCCGUCGUCUGCCGCACUGCCGGCGGCCACGAAAAUGGAGCCCUUAGUUUUCUUUUUUUCUUUUAUCUCAGACAUGUAUUCUUUUUACAUACCUUGACAUGUUUCGGCGGAAACUACUGCCUUCCUCAGAAGGAACGUCAAAGUAUGUGAAAAGAAUACAUGUCUGAGAUAAAAGAAAAAAGAAAACUUUUUCUAAGACACUUAAGACAUAAUGAACAUCAUUCAACUGUGAUUCAUUUUGUCACUGUGAUACCAUUCUUAGGACCCGUAACAUAGCAUCUUGAAUAAAUUUUGCAGCAGCUAAUAGUAAUUCAUUCUGCUCUUAUCUGUAUUUGUAUGUUUUGGUAAAUGUGCUGUCUAUUAUAAGCAAACCUAAGCCACUAUUAAUCAUAUUAUCUUAGUUACUCUAAGGCCUUCAGAAUGGGUUGGAUGUUGAAUAGUGUCUGUUGGGAUGACUCAAGGCUCUAUGCAAGGCCCAUUUCCUUUUUGUCCAAAUGCUCUGAAAAAAAUAAAGUAUAUAUUUUAGAACAAGCAAUUUCUCUUUUGUUUUUUUUUUGUUUGUUUUUCAGCUCCGUUCUAUUUUUUAUCUGUAAUUUUGUUGUUUUCUUUGUGUCAUUGUGUGAGCUAUUGCUCCUUGGUUAAUAAAUUGAUUUGAUUUUCCACAUGCACUAAGACCCAACUACCUUUAAGAAAAUGUAUCUGUAGCUUUACUGGCUUUUUUUGUGUUCUUUUCUCAUACACACCUCUGCUCUCUGAUUCUGAUGGACUUCUUUGUUAUGCAAUCACAAAGCAGCUUGUGUUUGUAAAGCAUAACAGCAGCACUCCCUUUCAGAGAAAGAACAGUUGACUACUUCAGCGGUUUGUCACCAUGUUUACUGUGUGAGGACACGGAAAAAAAAAUUACACCAUCAUUAUGCUCAGACCUGUUCAUCUUUUGUCACAUAUGUGUGGUUUUGUGUCUCCUUCGGCGCAAAAAUGUUUGUGGUUUUGACAGGAUGCAUGGGUAUUGUAUUUUACAAGAAGUCUAUUUCACCAUAAUCAAUUAAACGCUCAAAGAAUCAGUGUUAUAAUUCUUUAGAACAAAUGAAACAUUGGAGAUUCUACAAGUGUGUGGGCUACUUUUUUCAAAUAUUUAUCCUAUGUUUACUUAGAGUUGCAUUAAACUUAUUUUAUAUAACAUGGUGCUAGUCUAACAAGAUGGAGAUGAACAGACUAAAAUGAGUUAAUAUGAUAUUCAAGCUGACACAGUAACAAACUUUUUGGGUUUUUACCAAAUAUGAAGUGCAUCUCUGGAGAUAGGCAUCUGUACUGUGACCAAGAAAAAAAAACAAAAAACUGCGUGCAGCAGCAAACUGGUGAAGUUUCCUGAGUUGAUCUACAUGCAAUGUUACUUCAGCUGGCCAAUCAGGCUCGGUCUUGUCACCUAAAUAAAGAGAAACCUCCCAAUGUUCCCUUCAUUUUACACUGAAGAUUAAGCAUGAUGGCGUCAUCAGCGUUUGCUCUCUGUCUCAUCUGUUUGUUCCUGUGGGAAACUGGUGAGUGUUACGUAUCAUCAUUUACAGGGUACACUGAGAGCUUGUGAUUAUAAUAAAUCCACGUUUACACUGUCUCUUCUUCUUCUUCUUCUUUAGAUACAGCAACUGGGCUAAAUUUGACCUCAUCUGCUUUUCAAGAGAGUGGUUUUGUUUCAGUCCAAACUGGAGGAACAUUGAUCCUGAAAUGUUUCUAUGAAGGUCAAGUUGCUGCAAGGCUUUACUGGUACAAACAUGCACUGGGACAGAAACCAAGACUCAUCUCUACAUUCUACACGUUGGAAACAAAGGGCAUUUUUCAUGGUACAUUCAAGGAAAGUCAGCGCUUCUCACUGGAUGCUCAUCAUGGUGAAAAUCAUUUGACAAUUACACAUAUGCAUGUAUUCGACUCAGCUACCUAUCACUGCAUAAGCAGCUACUUAUCCACACUGGAAAUCUUGGAAAGCACCACAGUCAAUGUAAAAGGCUCAGGUUUGAACGUCUCAGCCAUCAUCCAUCAGGCAGGCUCUGAGACCAUCCAGUUAGGAGGCUCUGCGACACUGAAUUGUACUGUCCAAACUGGGACCUGUGAUGGAGAACACAGUGUUUACUGGUUUAAAAACUCUGAGGAGUCUCAUCAAGGACUCCUUUACACCAGUGGAGGCAAAGAGAAUCAGUGUGAGAGGGAACCAAACUCACAAACACAAACUUGUGUCUACAAUCUGUCAAUAAAGCACCUGAAUAAUUCUCAUUUUGGAACCUACUACUGUGCUGUUGCAUCCUGUGGACACAUAUUGUUUGGAAAUGGAACCAAGCUGGACUUUGAAGGUAAGUUAGUCUUUUUGCUUUGGUUUAAGUACUUCAUGAAUAAGGAAAAUUAUAAAGGGAGUUAAUUUUAUGGGAUUAGAAUCCUGAUGGGGAGAACAGGACCUGGACAGGAAAGGAAGGAGUCUUGUGCUUAUAGAACAAGUUUGGUGACAGAUUAAGAAACAGACUGUGAGGAAUACUGAGUCUGUUGUAUGGCAGAGUCUGACAGGCAAAUGGUAGCAUCAUCGGUAUAGAGAUGAAUGUGACGGUUUGAACAAAUUAGUGAAAGAUCAUUAAUAAAUAUGGAAAAAGAAGUGGUCUAAGUACAGAGCCUUGUGGAACACCAAAUUCAACUGAAUCUGACUGACGUCAUGAUGACUUAAAUGUAUGGGAAAUCUUACAGCAAAAAAUAAUAGACCCCCAGGUUUUGCAGGUACAAUUUCCUUGACAACAUACUUUUAUUAGUCUGCUUAGAGGUUGGGAAUUUGAAUUCAACACUUUCAUAACAGUUAAUAUUAAACAUUGGGCUGCUGCUAUUUUAUUAAUCCCAUAAAUUGGAUUUGUAUCUGCAGACUAUCCCUGCUUCUGGAGGGCAGCUUUGAUGUCAACCUCUAUCCUGUUAGCUUUGCUUGCCCUCUCAGUGUGUUUGAUGAUGAAGAGAAACAUCUGCCAACCUGCAGGUAACUCCUACCAUUAACUUUUGAUCAAUGAUAUUCAUACUGAUUGGCAAGUUAAUAAAUGAAAACUUUUGUGUUUCACAUUCAGAAUCUGAAAAAAGUUUUCCUGCUUCAUCUAUCACGGAGACAGAGGUGAAAUUAAGUAACUCUUACUAAACGGAUCAUCUUAUAUGUAUUGAUUUUAACUCAUAAGGUAUUAUCAUUCUCUGUUUUGCUACCAGGGCUACCAAAAAUCACACAACCUCUAUCACACUGCUUUGAGCACCAACCUGACCAGCAGAUCAAGACGACAGAGGGAUCAAACCUGGAGUGAAUGUGUUUAUUACAGCUCAAAGAGGUAGAAUUGUAUAUAAUACAUACAAUAUAAUACAUACAAUAUGAAGGUCUCUUCCAAAGGGAAAUGGAAUUUAGAUUCAAGUUUGUAAAUAGAUCUGCAAUUUUUAGCUUUUACAUUUGAUUAAAGCUUCUGUGUGAAACUGUCUGUUUGCAUUGGAUAUGGUGUCCUCUGUGGACAAAGUGAUAUACACAUGGAUGUAAUGUUGAAGGUUUUUUUUUUUUUUUUUUUUGAGUGAAAUGAUCUGCUGUGACUCAGUCCUGCACUUUUCAUAUGAUCACCCAAUGAACUUCGCAGCUUGUGUAACUUCCCAGGAACAUCCUAGAAAUGUUCAGGGAUAGGGAAGGAGGUUAAAAUCUAAGAUGGGAAUUGAAUUUAAAACAACGCAGUGCUAAUACCACUAGGAAAAGUAUGUGCGUGUCUGUCUGUGGUGUAAAGAUUUGGAAUGGCUUGACUGAGGGGGUUAAACAUAGUACUACUUUCACCCAGUUUAAAAAACGGCUUAAAUGUAAUAUCCUGCAUAAAUACACAAACAUGCCAUAGCUUAAUAAGGUGUGAAUGCGUGUAUAUAUAUAUAUGUAUGUGUGUAUAUGCAUGUGUAUGUAUAUACAUAUGAAAAUGUGUAUGUGUGUUUGUGUAUGUAUGUAGGUAUGUAUAUAUGUUUAUAUAUAGAUAUAUGUAGGUAUAUAUGUAUCUAUGGGUAUAUCUGAGUAUAUAUAUGAGACUUUAUAUAUAUAUAUGGAUUUAUUUAUAAUUAUAAUAAUCCAUACGAUAACGAUUAAUAAAUAAUAUGUAGGAUUUAAAUAAGUUAGAAGUUUGGAUCUAUUUUGAUCCUAAAUUAAAUUACAUGCUUCCUGUUUCCUCUGGUUGCUGCUCCUUUUCGUUCUGUUCUUGCUUUGCUUUUACUUUGGAAUGCUCAGCUAGUCAAACGUACUCGUUAUACAUACUGAGUAACUAAACUUAUUUUGGUAAAAAUAUGAGUAAGUAGGAUAGGCAUCUACAAGCUACGAGCUUCUUCCUAUUCCUUUUGAUCACCUAACAGUGUUACAGACUGCUUUUGAUGAAGCAUGAUUUUGUAUAUGUGUGAUUGUAUUUGACACUGUGAUGAUGAUCAAAUAAACUAAACUAAACUUUGAGAAACAUGUCUUUUUACUUUUCAUUUCCCAGAGUCUUCACGCCUUAUCUUCAUGCUUGUCUGUGUGUUUAUAUGUUCAAUUUGUACCUUCAAAAAGUAAUAAACUUAACUAUGAUCCUGUGCAGAUUAAGCUUGAAACUAUAUUUGUAGCAUGUUUUCACACCCCCUUGCUCACCCCUCUCAUGAGUAAAGGGAUGGUCUUUGAGGACAAGAAACUCUUGUAAUGCAUAGUGGGUAUGAUCUUUCAUUUGCCAGAUUUUGCUAUUUAAAAAAACAACAACUAUCAAUUCAAAUAUGUGCACAACAACAAAAAAUACUUUAACACUUUCUUUUUCUUCAUCCUCUAGUAACUGCAGUUCACACACUCAAAGUUUGUUUUAUUUGUUUGUCGGGUCUGUGCUCCCGCCGAACUGUGUAAGAUGACAGCCUCCAUGUGGACUUGGGGUCCGUUUCACGUAGCAGGUUUAAUGGAAACUCAGAGUCUGUUGACCCUGAAAUCAGGGAAACUCUGAGUUUUCCGUUUCACAAAGGAGAGUCAGUUAAACCAGGGAGAGAGGGGUAACUCUAACCUGUUUCACAAAGAGAGGUAACUCAACCUUGCGGUCAGUUACCAUCGUAACAGACUCCGUGAAUCUAACCUGCUCGGGAGCAGGUUUUACUCAGUAAACCUAGAGUUUCGGGUGAGACAUCGGCAUUUUCUCAUUUUGAUCAUGUUUUACAUUGUCAAGUAAGUAUUAAGUGGCAGUUUGAUCCCUUUGCGUGUGGUGUGUUAGUUUAAUAUUCCAAAUCAUUUAACAGAACAGCAUAAGAGAGUAAAAUUCAUUUGUGAGUGUGAAAAGAGCAUUUUGUAAGGGAUCAAACUGCCACUUAAUACUUACUUGACAAUGUAAAACAUGAUCAAAAUGCCGAUGUCUCACCUGUUUGCACAAUGUUUUUAUAUUUAAUUUUCAGCUCGUGCCAAGUGCACUUUUGUCCUGCUGGAUUGCACCUACAUAAAAUAAAUUAAUUUGCUCCAUGCAAGCAGUUUCCCCUGCAACAGUCUGUCAUUGUGAUUGCACAAGACUAGAUUUAAACUUACGCAUUGACGUGAGCAGCAAUUUCCUCCUUUUUGACUCAAAGUUUGUUGAACCACCUACGUGAAACAGACCCCUGCUGUGUAGGGAUAGAAGGCUCAAUCCAAGUGCUCAAAAACAAAGUGAUAGUUAUAUUCAGAUGACUAAACUGUGUUUAACUGCUUUGCUAAAUUCUGCAACAUUCUGCGUAUCUUGAGUACAUUUUAUCACACUGCUACAGGUGAGAUUUAGGUCAACAGCUGAGGAUGUCACAGAGACAACACCGUAAUUUAACAAAGGAUCUGUGAGAGACUGAAACCAUGUAACUGACAUGAUGAGUUUGGGGGAUUUCAACCCAAGUCUGUAUAUACAGUACAUUCAAGAGAUAUCAGCUCUGUGGUUGACAAAAUGGCUGAUCUGUUGUAUGUUAGUUUUAAAACACUGAGAAAACCUUGAAUCAAAGACCCACGAUUGUGUGUCAUUGGUUGGUUCAUGGUAUACUGUGGAUCACGUCAAUGUGAGGCUCUAAAAAUAAGCAAUAAAAUUUUACAGUGUUGUGAGAAAUUAGCCACAAACGGUACAACAAUGCUGAUAACCACAAGGCCUAUUUUUUUCUGCAUGCUGAGAGUGGCGGACCAAUCAGAUUUUGUCGUAUUUAGGACAAGUUGUGUAUCUCUUACAAAGCUUUGUCUGUGCCUCAGGAGGACACAACCACUGUGGAGACAAAUCAGACAAGAUGAAGCUGUUCUUAGUGAUUAUUUUCCUGAUCUGUAACUCAUGUGAGUACCAAAAUCCACUAAUGGAAAUGUUUUGUUCACAAGCUUAGCUGAUGAGAUAUCCUGUCUGUAUGUUUCAGGUGCAGAAGAGUUAAAUGUCAUCUUUCAGCCAGUGUCCUUCAAAUCAGUGCAGCUCGGAGACUCGGCAACUAUUGAGUGUCACAUUAGAAGUGAAAUGCACAGAAGAGUGUGGUACAAACUGACUAUGGGGAAGAAAUUGCAGUUUGUGGCAACAUUCAAUCCCAAACAUAAUCUGAGCAAAGUAGCUAAUGAAUUCCAUGGCCGUUAUUCUGUCGGAUUUAACGCAAGCAACAGCAACCUGAGAGUAUCUACCGCAACGUGGGACGACACAGGAACCUAUUUCUGUGGAGUCCAUCUCUCAAACGACAUUCAGUUUGGAUUAGGAACCUUUUUGAUGCUCAAAGGUCAGUAUUAGCAAAAAUUACAGUGGCCCUAAAGGUCAGCUGAACAAAUUUUCCAAAAACAUGAAACAUUGGUUUAUAUAGAAAAAAUGACAAAUUAAAAACAACAUCAGAAAGAUAGCUUAUAAAAUGCUAAACAUUAUGAAUAAUAUAUAUAUGUAUAUAUAUAUAUAAAUAUAUAUAUAUAUAUAUAAAGUCUUAAUACACAAAAAAAUUUCCACAUUUUUUAUAUUCCACAUUUUGCAGUGGACAUUGAAAUGUUCUAGAAAUGCAGGAAUAAAAAAAUCACAGAUUCCAAAAUACUUUAUAAACCGGAAUUUUUUGUAAAAAUAGUUCUGAACAUGUUUUUGCUUUUAGUGUAAGAUGUUUGAUUUAAUUUUAAUUAAAUACACGUGUUCAGUGAAAUGGUUUUUGUUUUAUUUUAACAGUGAAAUGAUUUUGUUGUUCAGGGAAAGUUUACAGUAUUUCCUAAGAUGUUUUGGAUUUAACGGUUUAGUUUAUGCUUUUAAAACAAUUGUUUUAUUAUACAUAAGAUUUCUUUUUUCUUUUUACCUUUUAUUAAUUUUUCUUUUGUUUUGUAUUGAACUUUUUUGGUAUUUUAUGAUUACAUUUAUGUUAUGUGUUUCUGUGUUCAGUGAAAUAGUUUCUAGUGGAUUUUUUUAGGACAUGAAAUGCUUUGCGCAGUUGACCUCUUGGGCCACUGUAAUUUAAUGUCUCAACUCAAUUUUUUUGCCUCUUGUGUGAAUAUUUCUGAGUGCAAUUGAACAUGCUUUUCAUCAUGAUCAGAGUUGUAUGACUUCUUUCCCAAGGUGCAAACAUGACCAGUGACUCUGUUGUUCAGCUGCCAGAGUCUCUGUUAGUGUAUCAUGGAGGCUCUGCGACACUCAGCUGUUCUGUUCACACGGGCCUCUGUGCAGCAGAACACACCAGUGUCACAUGGCUGAAAAAAUCUGCCUAUUCUGAGCCACAAAUACUUUCCUUGUCUGGACAAAAGACGCACAUCUGUGACAGGACUGAGAGCGGGGACACAACAUGUGUGUUCAACCUCCUCAUGACGGACCUUAGCUCUGAUGAUGAUGGAACUUACGUCUGUGUCGUGACUGCUUGUGAACACACAUUGUUUGGAAAUGGAACUAAGUUGCACUUUUGGAGUAAGUGACACAAGUAUAGUCUCAUUGGUUAUGGUGAUGCUUAAUCAAACUAAAAUUGAUCACAGGGUAAAAAUACUGCUCCAAACUAUUAGUUAUUCCAUGUGAGAAGAAUUAAAUGUUUUUAAAUGCUUUUUCAGGGGAAGACGUACCUGUUGUGACACAAAUAAUGGUUCUUGUUGUGAUCCUGGGUGUUACACUGUUCAUUAUUUUGUGUGUGAUCAUUGGAAGAAGCUGUGAUCAAUAUUCAGGUAACAUAUACUCAUAUAUUUUAUAUUUCCUUUGUUGCACACUCCACAAUCUAAUUAUUUUCUUUGUUUUCUUAGCUUCUGUCUCAACCCCUGCUAAGGUAUUGGCUAUUAAGGAGAACAUCAAUAUCACAUUUGGAUGGUUGGGAUUUUAUCCAUUAAGUACAGUCCCAUUGUGUAAUUAUCUGCUCCUUGUGUGCAGAAUAUCCAAGAUGAAUCCAAUGUCCGCCGUGCUGCUGGAAGAGAAGACAGUAUCAGCAAACCAAAAAGAAGGACUGAUGACACCUGGAGUGAAUGUGUAUUUUUUAGUGUACAACAGUAAAGCUGAGCAUAUGUUAUGUAAAUGAUAAUGUAAAGUGAUUGGGUAGCUAUGCAAAUUGAAAUAAUUUUAAGGUGCUCACCCUGUAUGGAGUCUGACUUGCAUGGAUUGCAGAAUAGGAUUUUGCUCUUCUUUGCCUUAUCAGAGGUAGUUAGUGCCCUGACCAUGUAAAGAGUGUCCCUGCUCCAAAACAAUUAACCCAUUAAGACCUGAACCCUGUCUAAGAUAUGAGUCUGAAAUCCUGAGGGUGAUUUGAGAAGGGCCCCUAGAUCCUGAGGUUUUCUGAAUUGUUAAGAUUUACAAAGAAAGCUGAUAUCUCAGCCUCUGUAGCAGAUAGAAACAAAAUUCAAAAAGUAUUUUAUAGCUUACACAUGAAGUUUUCAAGAUAACUGUCUUUUAUUUUUCCAAACCUUCAUUACAUUAUUGAAAACUUUGAACACACAUACUGAAAUGAAAUAAAGUAUGAAUAAAAGUAAAGGCUCUGCACUGGAGAAUGACAAACUAUUUGCUUUCUGUAAAACAAGUGGCAGUCAUACAUGCUCCCAGCUUCCUGAGUAGAAAUGUGCAGCAGCACUUCUGGCUUAAAAGGCUGAAAUGCGUACAUGCUGUCCCAGUUUAAAUGGGUUAACUGAGGUUUUUGAUGAUUUGUUGUAGCCUAAAAUGAUUUUCAUAAUUUAAUAGACAAUAAAUGGCACAAGAGCUACUCGUGUCCUUUAUGCCUCUAAAAGGCCGAAGGAUUUCCUCAAACUACAAUCAAGGUUAAUUUUUUUUUUCUCCUCAUCAUUGUGUGUUUGUGGUGUCCAGCUGGAAGUCUACUUAGUAGGAACACAUUGCUUUUGAAUCAACAUAAUUUACUCACUAAUGCUGCAUGUCUGGCAGAACAGAUAUUUGCUUUGGUAGGCCUGGGAACAUGCCCGUGCUGUCAUUGCAAAUACAUCAAGAUUGGUAAUAAUGGCACACUCUGUGUGCGGCUUUUAAGAUAAAAGUAGAUGUGAAAUCCAAAUUGGAGUGUGACAACUGAAAGUUCUGCAUCCCACACUGGAUUUUGACAGUGACUUGUUUUAGGUGGAGCAUCUAACACCUAUAGCUCCUAUAGUGAACUUCAAUGCUGUCAAGUCCAAGAUGACAUCAAUGCUGAUGUCAUCUUGGACUUGUGAAAGUGUGGUUACUUAAUCAGGAAGUUGAUUUGGUUUGAAUAUAGAAAACAUCUAGACUUUAAGUAAUGACCAAAAUAUAAAGACGGUUUGUCAACUAAAACAAGACAAAUGUGAUAAAGGGCAAAACUGACUUCAUUAUGACUAAAACUAAGAAGACUCAGACCAAACCUAAUAUAGCUGCCAGAACUUGCACUUCUUUAUGACAUGCAGGAUUAUUUAGAGUUACAGGUUUAGGGUUGGAGGGGUGACCCUAGACAUGGGAUGGAAAACUGGUUGUGACCUCGAUGAUCCCCUAUUAUGAAAAAUCUACUUUUGUGUAGUUUUCAACUAAUAAUAUGCAUCCCCUCAAAGCUGACACCCCCCCACACACACACAUGAAAAAAUGUCAUUCUCUCGCUCUCUUGCCUUCCCCUCCUUUCUGAAAACAUGGCCGCAAACGGGCGAAUAGAAAAGCUGCGCAGUUAUGAUGACGCAUAAGCCCCAGAGACGGAUAUGGAUGGAACAUUUUGUCCAUCCUAUCUUAUCACUCCAUCUAUCUUUUUGCAAGAAGCGGGGGACAUUAUGGAUGGACGGAUGCCAAACAGCACUAGUCACGAGAGAUAACUAUAACAUUCCACCUUUCAAAAUAUUGGGUAUUCACCAAAAGAGCUCCAAGUAAUGACGUGACAGCGGAAACGUAGCCGUCAGAUAAGUUAACCCACCUAGUGUUGUAACAUAACACAUUAACAAAGUAAAAAGACAAAUAUAAAGACAUAUUUGUAACAAACCAUUCAGAAACUGAUGUAGGCAUCAGAGGAGCUAACCCACCUAGCAGUGUAACAUAACACACUGAGUAAAAACACUAAUAUAAAGACACAAUAUUUGUAACCAACUAUUCUUGUUGCAGCCGUAGAGUUUGAGUUUCUUGGGAGCCUCUCCCUCUUGGUCAGGAGGGUACGGGGGGUACAGGCUGGCUGAUAUCCACAAAUAAACUGUUUUUUAGACAACAAACUUCAAAUUUAAAAUUUAAACGAUUUAAACUUGAUGAAAAUGCCAUAAUAGGGGACAUUUAAAGUUAAGAAAAUAUGGAUAUAAUGUGUAUGUUUAGAGGCUAUCAUAUUAGCAGUUACAGACUAAAAGAGACAAAAUAGUUAGAGAAAAACUUUCCAUUUGUAUAGGUAUGUGUGUACACAUACUUCAUGCUACCCCUGCAGUAGUCAGUGUCUCAGUUAAGCUACCCUGGGCAAAAAAACUGGAAAAUGCCCCUGUUGGUUCCAAACCCAAGGAUGCUGCCAUCCACAGCAUUACAGUCCAUCCUUAAUUGAUUUUGUGUAUUUGCUACAUGUGACGUGCGCUUAAAGAACAUGGGAAAAAAUUGUAAAAACUUGCAAAGUAUCUCUGAAAUCAAACGUGCAAUAGUUCUUGUGGUCUGACCAAGAGAGCAGCCGUGCAGCUCCUGUAACACCACAAACGUUCACAUGUGUAUGUGUGAAAGAACUGAUUUAGAACAAAGUAUUUGCUUUUAGCAACACAAUCGUUUCACCUCCAUUUCUUAACCCUCUUACCUCUGAGAUACAGAAUUCACACGUAAAAUCGCCCACUUCAACUUUGAGCCGUAAAAGAACUUUAAAAGGUAAAUGGUCUCCCUUGGUGUCAAUACAUUUUUCACAACAAGAUUUCCUUCAAUACGCAAGAUGUACAGAAUUCAGUGCAGACAUGUAGAGAGCAUCACCAAAAAGUCCCCUCUGGUCUAUAAAUACCAACUUUUAAGCAGAAUUGUUUGCUAUGAUGCAGCCGUAAGGUAGCAAGCGUUAAGUGUUUGACUUUUGCAAUGACUAAGGUGUGAGCUAUAAUGACUUGGGUUCUGCUAUGGAAACUUCAGACCCUGUUUAAAAACAGGAAGACUACAGCCUGUGGCCCCCAAGCCACAGCCUGCAACUGCUCAAACAAAAGUAAUGAGUGAAAAAAGCCACUUAAAUAGGUCAGCUGAAUGGAAUAACGGUCAACUCAUACGCAGGGUGCAGGCUUUGAUCACAUGUGAGAAAAUGCAAGAUCUCACAGGGACAGCAAAGCACUUUUUUUUUAGACAAGUGUUUUCAUGGUAAUAAACCAUUUCUGCUACCAACAUGUGGCACUCCUUUUCAUGUAUUGUUAAGGGCUCAUUAUUACUUUCAAAGGAUUAAAGUGGAUCACACAUCAAAACAAGACUAGUGUAACAUUUACUGUCAUCUUUCAGCCAAUCAGCACAAUUUCAGUGUGCAAUUUUUGAUCACUCUGGAAGUCUUUGAUGGACAUAGAGCAUUAGCCAUGUUACCUGAAACCCUCUGACGCCCCCUCCCUUUCACAGCUACUCUUCCCUUGAACACACAGGGAACUGGCCAGUGUGGGUGCUGUCUCUAUCUGCAGGUCACAUGACUGUAAAAUGUAAACACUGCUGGUGUCACAUAUCCCCGCUACAUUAAGCAAGAUGUAUUAAGGGACAGUCAGAACGUUGACAUCCACAGUUAAGUUGAGCUGCAGUUGUAGCUUGAUACGGCAGUUUCAUUGGACAACUGUUCUUUUCUUAUCUGACUACUACUAGCUAGCUUCCAUGCAUAGGAUUUGACAUUGGUUUGUGGAAGGGUUUAGUUCACAGUGAUGGGCUCUUUGCAUAACAUCCUCCACCAUCAGCAUAUGAAUACUGCUCUUUUCUGAACCUCUGUGCUGCUUAAAGCCAGUGUUUGGACUGUGGUGCAUGCCUAGAACACCUCUGCAUGUCUGGGCCAUUUUGAGGUGUAUGACAGUUCAGGGCCUCUUUUGUUUUGAGGUGCAUGACAGGUUAUUCCAUCACAAGUACUUUCAGGACAGACCAGUUCACACUGGACUCACACACAAAACCUUAUCAGACCCACUGCUACCCUUUUGCUCUGAUAUUUAGUCUUCAGCCUGCAGGUACAGCAUAUUCAGGAUGCAGACUAAUUCAUACAUCACAUCCUUCAACUCAUGCAUUAUUCUAAAAGUUUGAACAUGGAACCUGUUUCUAUGCUGUCCUUUCCUCAACUGAUGACAGUGCACUGUUUUGCUAAAUUUUCGGUUUUUUUUGGUUUUGUUUAAUGUUUAAUAUGUGUUGUACAUUUGUCAUCAGUGCAGUUAUCAGUUAUGUUUCAGCCACGCUUGGUUUCAUUCAUGCGUUCAGUAGCAACUGAGUGUUCAAAAAAAAAAAAAAUCUGAACGCUUUCCGGCAUAUAUCUUCAGCUUUAUUACAAGUGAGGAUGUUAAGGUGUUGUUUGGUUGUUCUCAAGUACAAGCGUAGUCAAGGCGGGGGUUACUGAAAAUAUGUACCAAAAACAUGUCCAAAAAAAGACAUUCAGCCCUGAUUGGCUAAUCAAACAAAGUCCUCUCUGUGAAGAGUGGAGAACUUGCAGAGAGUCAAGACAUUCAGCAAAGAUGAAACCUCCAAACUUUGUUUUGAUUGUUACAUUUCUUUUCAUGGUGAAUGUGGGUAAGUUGUUGACUAUUUCACAGCAUAAUAAUAAUCUUACCUUUAACCAAAUGUUUGCUCUUGACAUGUUUAAUGCUUUUUCUUGCACAGAUUUGGCACAGAAUAGACUAUGAUGUAACCAUUCAGUUUUCUUUUUGUGUUUAUUUUCUCCUCAGCUCGAAUGUUAACCUCAAACCCUCCAUCAGUACAGUUUAGGUCAGUUAAUGUUGGAGAAAAUGUCACUUUAAAAUGUGUCUGUCAAGAGAAAGCAGCGAUGUGGUUUUACUGGUACAAACAAACUGUGGGACAGACACCAAUGGAGAUGUCUUCAUUCUAUAUGCAUCACACUAAUGCCACAUUUUUUGGUCAGUUUGAAAACAAUCCACGCUUCUCACUGGAUACUAAAAACAAAAAUCCUCACUUGAGGAUUUCAGAUUUUCACAUUUCAGAUUCAGCGACUUACUUCUGCAUAGGGAGCACUUUGUACAACCUUGAAUUUUGUGAGAGUGUAACUGUUAGUGUGAAGGAGUCAGGUUUAAAUAUCCGAAGCGUUGUCCGUAAUACAGCCCAGGAUAAGAACCAUUGGACUCUGAACUGUACAGUAAACACCGGGACUUGCGAUGGAGAACACAGUGUUUACUGGUUCAGAAGCUCAGCGGAGUCUCAUCCAGGAAUCAUUUACACACACGGAGGCAGGAGUGACCAAUGUGAGAAGAAACUUAACUCAAAAUCACACACUUGUGUCUACAAUUUGGAAAUGGACAACCUGAAUCAGUCUGAUGCUGGGACCUACUACUGUGCUGUAGCUUCAUGUGGACAGAUUCUGUUUGGAAAUGGGACCAAGGUUGAAUCUAAAGGUAAGUUACUCUGCAUCAAAGGUUGAGUUAUUUAAACAAAGUGAUAAGAAAAUCCCUAUUCCAGUAAAAGUUUUUUGGUCAUUAUCCCUUUUGUCUAAAUAAGCCAAAAAAAAAAAAAAGUGAUUUAUUGUUUGCCCUAAGUGGGUUAAAAAUUUGAUCUGCCCUAUUUUUUUUAAUUAUCUCACCUUGUUUUGUCAAAAGUUAGUAAAUGUACAAACACUUGCAGUAGCUACAGUACAGGCCAAAGUUUGGACACACCUUCUCAUUCAAUGCAUUUUCUUUAUUCUCAUGGCAAUUUAAAUUGUAGAUUCUCAGUGAAGGCAUCAAAACUAUGAAAGAACACAUGUGGAAUCAUGUGCUUAAGAAAAAAGGGUGAAAUAACUGAAAACAUGUAUUAUAUUUUAGAUUCCUCAAAGUAGUCACCCUUUGCUUUUUUGAUAGCGCUGCAAACUUUUGCUGUUCUCUCAAUGAUCUUCAUGAGGUAGUCACCUGAAAUGUUUAUUACUUAACAGGUGUGCUUUGUCAGGGUUGCUUUGUGACUACCAGAGUCAGUUACUAAGUACUGUCAUCAAGAGCAAAGGGUGGCUAUUUUAAAGAAAAUAGAAUAUAAAACAUGUUUUCAGUUAUUUUCAGUUAUUUUUUUUUAUAUGUACAAAAUUCUACAUGUGUUCAUUCAUAGUUUUAAUGCCUUCAUUGAUAAUCUACAAUGUAAAUAGUCUUUUAAGAAAAUAAAGAAAAAACAUUAAAUGAGAAGGUGUGUCCAAACUUUUGGCCUGUACUGUAUGUCAGUCUUGGUUGCAAUAUAGCAUGUGUGGGGUCAACACUGCAGAGACUCAGGUCCAGGAGAAAUCCUCAGGUAGGAAACCAUCAGUGGGAACAAUGUUUCACACACAAAGAACCUGCAUGAAACACAUAAAGUUACUCAAGUCCUUUUGCAUUAACAUGGAAUUAUUGGACUUCAGUGAGUGGUUGAAAAUAUUCCAGGUUAACACCAGACUAAUACUGACAUUGAAUAGACAUUUUUGUUUUCCAGCAGAUUUAACAUGUGACUUUGUCCUCCUUCAAAAAAACAAAUUAAAACUGAAUUGGGCAGAGUUAGCACUUUAAAGUCAUUUCCUACCUUUGAGUUGUGGUUUUAGACUGCACUGGUGUAGCAGUGUUUAUUUAAAUAGGACCUGCUAUCAUUGGGGUAUUGGUGAAAUAGCAGUGUCAGCGCUUUAUGGAUAAAGGCUAGUAUCCUCAGUGCAGUGGUCUGUGGUCCAAUUUUAAGCCACAAUCUUUGCUGCACAACCUCCCCUACUCUCUACUCCCCACAUUUCCUGCCAUUCUUCAGCUGUUCUUCUUAAUAAAAGCAAAAAAAAAUAAAAAUAAGCUUUAAAAAAUCUUCAAACAGAAGAAUUGCUGGCAUUGCUGAAGUGGACUUUGUGCUUUUCUCAAAUACAAAAUGAUUGAGAUGAAAGUUUGAAAUACGGGACUUAACUAUUAUGCAAAUUAUCUUCAGCAUUUAGUAUUUUAUUUAUUUAUUUAUUUUUUUUGUCUCAUCCAUCUGUCAAAAGAUGGCCAGCAUUAACUUAGCAACAACCUCCAAUGUUGAGAAAUGAAGCUGAUGCAGAAGUUCUAAAAACGCCCCCCCAUUUGAGGCUUGCUGCAGACACAACCAAAACCAGGUACACACAAAGAUAUUUAUUGCAUUUUCUUUCAGUCUGAAUACCAACAGCAGGAAUUUUCUGCAACAGGUUCAUUUCCCAGCUACCAAUGCCACAAGAUUGGUAAAUCAAAGGCACGUCUACUUAACUGACUAUAGGUAGGUCUCUGGUUGGUUAACCAAGGUUAGGUUGAGUCACUAUUAUCAAUAUGAUGACUGCCACCCAUAGUAUUCAAAACUGCUUCACAAACAAACAGGUGAAUGUCUAUGGUUACGAAAUCUACAGGUCUGACUAUGCAUUUUUAUUGACUUUUGCUCACAUUAUCUUUUAACAUCAGGAGUGUAACAAGAUCACAGUUUGUUCUCCACAACCUGUGAAGAUUUAGAGAAGAGUUUGGUUAGUUGAGCUGAAGCUUUUAAAUGCAAAACUAUAAACAUCAUCUUGUAUGCUAAUGAUACUGUCCUUUAACCAUCCAAAUUCUUCCCAAUAUCUUACAUUAUGUUAUGUAAUGUUAUGUUACGCUUUGUUGUUUUAUGUUAUGUUAUGUUAUGAUGUUCUUGAACCAACAUAAAAAAAAAAAAAACUGUCAAAAUUGUGGCAAGAAUUGCUCAUCUUCUUGUCUGUUUUCAGAUGUUCAGCUUGUAUUGGUGUAUAUCUUGGGCACAGCUUUGGCAUUUACUGUCAUCCUGGUCAUAAUAUUGGCUUUCGUAGUGUUCAAGAUGAUCAAGAAAAAGGGCCAGUGCACAGGUGAUUAUCUCCCCAUAACUUAACAGCCUAUCAAGCGCAUUUGCAGGUAAAUAAAUAACUUUUUAUUUUCUCUGUCCCAGCAGCAAAUGCCAGUCCAAGCACAAUAGUAAGUACUAAAUUGGUUAAAUAAUAAACUAUGUUAACUUGGGCUGUUCAUUUGUACCAAGUGCUGUUUUUUCUUUCACCAGCUUUCUCAAGACACAGACAACCUGCAUUAUGCUGCCUUGAGUAAUCUGCGGACACAGAUCAACAGAUCAAGAAGAGAAAGUGAGGACCCUGAUAGGGGAUGUGUGUACUCUAGUUUGAGGCAGUAAAACUGGACUGCCUUCUUCACAUUGUCCCCGUAAACAGUUUUCAACCCUGCUAUUUAAAAAUCCAGCUUCUUCAGUAGAUAUUGACAAUGCUGUAAACUAAAUGAAAAAGGUGUGCUGUGCUUUUGUGGUUAUUUUGAAGGCAUGUAAAACAUUUGUUGCGACACCUCUGCAGUUUGUACUAAAUCAGGCCAAAGUCUGAAAUGUCUCUGGAGGCUUUGUGUCCUACACGCCACCACACACUCGAAGUGUAGGAGGCUGCUUGUGACCUCUUUUAAUGUGACAGUAAAGACAUACCAGACCCCACCUUGUCUUCGUCCCCGUGGUUUCAAACAGGAUGUCUAUCUCAAGUUCUUCUGUGAAAUGCGCCACUUAACAAAGCCCACCCGCAUCCUCUGAGAAGACGUAACAAAAGUGUUCACAUCUUUUAAAAAAAUGCAAAGAUAACAGUUUUGAAGCUUCUCCAUCUCUCUCCGAAAGCUUUGUAUGAAGAGUUGAACUCAUGCACACAUGAAGAUUAGUUUGAUCAUCAGGAAUCAGCUUUUCAAAAUAAGCUUUCUUGUUGGUCUCAAGGAGUUCAGUAUGAGACGUGUGAUGAUAUAAUUUACAUUGUUUUUCCCUGGAUGAAUAAAGAGGCGGAAAAAAUGUCAACAGGCUAAAGGGGGGUUCAGGAAGUGGACCAGACAAACCAUUUUACAGAAACAACAUUUAAGUUUAUCCCUUCAGUGUGACUCUGAAGGAGAAACCAGAUCCCACAUUAGUGUAGGGUAACUCUUUGUAGGCUUCAAGCCCUACAGAGAGAACGAGAGAGAGAGACAGAGAGAGCGAGAGAGAGAGAGAGAGGGAGAUGCAUGCACACAUACAUACUGUAUAUACUGCAGCAUGCACAGGGGUGUUCUUGUUUACAAAAGAGGUAAUUUUAGAGUCUGAAGUGUUGGACAUUGGAUUACAAGUAGUGCCAUAGCCCUUUGAAUUGAGAAUUAAAACACGAUAAAGCUUUAAUACAGAAUUAAAAUCAGUAAAAUAUACAUCCAACAUCAUAUACAUCAAACACACCACACAAUAAUAUUACAUUAAAAGCACAAAAAAAUUAAAAUUAAAAGUAUAGUGCUAUUAGUAAGUUUGGUUGCAGGCUUCCUCACAAAUAUCAUUAGAUAUUGUUAAUAAGAUUAUAAAUAUUACUACAUACAGUAGAUGUAAUAAUGGUUAUUAUUGUAGCUUUAAGUGGAGGGAGAGAAGGUAAUGGAAAAAUCUUUGGAUUUGGAGUCACUCAGCUUUGGAAAACUUGUGAAAAUUCAAUUCUUGAUUUCACCCAGACAGGAUAUAAUAUGAUCAGUAGUACAAAGCUCUAGUAAGACACAGUCUAGAGUGUCAUAUGUGAAAGUCUAUACCAUCCCUAUGCAGGAUAUGCCUGAUGAGAAUAGGAAGAGGCCCAGGAUAGACCCCUGGGGUACUCUACAAAUGAGAGGAGCACAGGAAGAGGAGGAAAUUAACUAGUUCAGAGGUAUAUAACAGACAACAGUAGAUUAUUUCAGACAGCUGAUUUGGCCAUUAUUCAUGAUAAACUUGUGUUAAGAGAAUUCAAACAGCACAAGUUACCUGUCGAUCAACAGCUGUUACUCUUUUUCACUAUGCCCAAUGAGGCAGCCAGCAAAACAGCAAGGAUGGUGAUCAAUGUCAAAGCUUCGCUUAAGAAAUGUAUUUCAUCUGAUGAGAGUUGGAUAUCAGAAGUUUUAGUAUGGUUUGGUUAAAGAUUUACAUGGAAAAGAAAGAAAACAUGGGUAUCAAAUGGAGUAACCAUGUGAGAGCACUAACUUACCUUUUAACACCAGCUUGACCCCAUUUCCAAACAGUAUAUGUUCACGUGAAGCAACAGGGCAGUCAAAAGAGCAAGCAUGUAAAAGAUUCAGGCUUUUCAAUGGCAGGUUAUAGAUACAGGUGUGUAUUUGUGAGCGUGGAUUCUUCUCACAUUAAUUAUUUCCUUCUCUUUAGGUUCAGAUAAGUCCUAGACAAUGUUCCUCUGAGCUCUGGAACCAGCAAACACUGUGUUCUCUAUCACAAGUCUAAAUAUGGACAGCACAUUGAGCUUCCUCAAGUCAGAUGCUGGCUGCAGGUAGAAUGACUCUGACGAACACAGAAUUUAUAAAAUGGUUUUAAAGAGAUGAACAGUUAAUUUAGUAUGUAAAUCAUCCAUCUUACUAAACAAUUAAAACUGCCCUUAUAAACCAAAUAUUUAUUUCCUCGUCGUAUGUAGUGACUGUUGAAGUGAUGUAUCCACAGAGAUACCAGGCUGAACCACAGUCCUCAGCAUUCAAAAACAUCAGGUAUUAGACUCUUUCACCAGUUUGAACAGGAAAGAGGUCUUCAUUUUAAGAUUGGAUGAAAAUCUGUGGAAGUGGAAACUAUUUGGGGCUGCUUCCCUGUAACCUGAUUCUACCAGCUGAAAUGUGAGGAUUCUCAAGCAGAGAAACUGAGUAGAGUCACAUUUUGUCCAUGGUCACAUACAGCAGAAUACCGUCUGAAACACAGGGAGAGAGAUAAAGACCACUAAAUAUGAGCAUCAUUUGAAAGACACUCAAAUAUCUCCACUCAGGCUUUGGAUUCACAAAUAAACAAAAAACAUUCAAAACUCAGUCAUGAAUUACAGGAUCUGUAGAGAAGAGUCAUGAGUGGUUAAAACUCGAGCAUCCCUCACUCUGAGGUGUUCAGACUGGUAUGAAGCGUUUAGUAACCAUCAGCAGAACUAUGUCUCAAUCUGCCCCGGUGAGGGGCCACUUUUUGUGUCAAUUCUAGCAUGAAAGGGAGUGAAAGAUGGUGACAGUUAUUUUAUUUAUAUCUGCUAUUUUGCAGUUUUUCCAGUGUUUCAUCUUAAGUCUGUAUAGAAAGGGGUACUCUGCCAACUUAUGGAUAUAAUUUUAUUUUUGUGAGGUCAGGGUACUUAAAACAUCAUUCGACUGGAUUUGCACUGAACCUGUCUUCGUACUCCAUUCUAUAUUUCUGUGCUGUGAUGGAGACACCGAAAUGUAACAUUGGAGGGAUGUGGUGCAUGGCAAGCAUUGAACUCAAACCACAGUGUGCCCACUUUUGCAACUAGAUAGUAAGGGCAACAGAAGACUUGAUUCAAGGUCAAGAAAGGACAGUGGUUUGUAAUUGCAACAAGCACAUUUUGGUCAAGGUAAGCUACAACCCUGUUUACAAAAUCAUGGUUGUGAACAAAUUUAAGAAAGGCAGCAAUAUUUUGAUGUUAGCAACACAUUUAAUAAAAGAUAGGACAUGGAAACACAGUGAAAUGCUAAAGAAAAUGCCUGGUGGUACAUUUUAUAGUUAAUCCGGUUACCUGGCAACAGUUUAGUGGCAUCCUUAAAAGAACAUCCCAGAGAGGUGGAGUCUGAAGAUAGUAAUUUUUUUUUUGCUAAAUCUGUGAGAGGCUGAGCUUGCAAAUAGUGGAGCAAAUUAAGAAUUAUGUUCAUUAUAGCAACAAAUUGAGGAUUCAGAGUAGCUGGGGGAUUCUCUGAACUGCAGCUCAGACUUAAAGCUCAAUUCCAAUUUUUUGCUCAGAUCAGAUUUUUUGUUUGGCUAUUCACACUAUCAUCUAUUAUAUGACCUGUAUCAGAUUCCAAUGUGAACUUUUUGCGACUUGUAACUGCCUGCAUAUGCCAAAGAACAAUAACAAUGACAUCAGAUGCAGCAAGCUGUUGCAUCUGCACAAAUGUAAACAUGGGGGAAGAAGACCUGAGAAGAGCUUGUUCCUGGCCACUCUCUGUGAUGAUACAGGGGUGCAUCAGAGCACAUGCAUGAUAGGUAACCUGCAUAUUUGUACAACCACCUUUAGCGCUAAAUGUUACACUGUAUAUGGGUUUUGUUGCAACGUAUGCUGUCUGAUGUACAAUGAUGCUGUAUAUUUCAGCAAGAAAAUACCAAACCAGUCUAAGCACGAAGUAUGGCUCAGUUAAAGAGCCUCUGUCUUAAUCUGGCCUGUCUUUGGUCUAUGUGAAACCUUAAAUUAAAGAAAAGAAACUAAUAAAUGUUGAUCAAUAGAAAUGUUAUAUCAAUGAUGGAGCAAUCCACCAUAUAAGUUUAUUGGUCCCCUCAGUUUUCACCUCAGAGUUGUUAAAGGAAGUGGUGAUGAAACAGUGUGGUGGGAUGACCUCAUUCCAUUUUUGAUAUGUUACUGUCAUCCAAUCAACAUAAGGAGAUCAUUUCAACAAUUCAGUUUUAGUCUUCAAUAUGCAUCCUCUAAGCCUUUUUUUAAUUACAUGUGGAGCUAUGUUAUUUUACGUCAGGCUAUCAUUUUGGUUCUAUUCAGGUUCAUCACAGCGUUUCAACAUUUUGAAGUAGCUGUAGUUGAAGACGGUGGUUUGAUUGAUAUUAGAUGAAUAUUUUACUCUAAAACAUGACCAGAAAGAAUAUGAAUAGUGAUGGAGUUUAUAUAACUAAAUGGGUUUCUAUUAUUACACCAAGUUUGGUGUAAAAUCCAUUAAAUACAUUAUUGAUGUUGUUUUUUUAAUUUCCCAUAUUUAGGGAACCCACCAGAAAUGCUACAUGACAUUUCUUCAGCAUAUAAAUUCAACCCUAAAUUUUUCCAAUCCUAGUAAGUUACAAAAAAAAUAAUAAAUUGCUGGCCACUUGCUCGAUGAAAAGGGUAAUAUAACACUCUUGAUGCACAAAAGAAACCGGAGUCAUGCAAGAAAAAAGUUUAGAUUAACUUACAUUAACCACAUGCACACACAGAGUUCUCAGUGUUUAAUGCAGCCAUUAAUUUAAUUAAUUUCUGGUAAAAUAUUUUUUUCAAAGAAAAGCAUUUACAUAAAACUUAUCAGUACCACUUUAUACAAGCUCACCACUUAUAAGGCAUUAAAGCACAUUAUUAAUACGUUGAAAAGGUUUUACUGUAAAACUAAUAAGAAACUACGAGGUUGAUGUAAAUAAAAUAUAAAAAUAAGACAAGUCUUUGAUGUAAAGCCAUUAACAUGAUAACUGCUGGAAUAUUUCUGACAAGAUAAAGUUGUAAUAAAGCCAUUCAAAUUGAGCUCUAAAAGCUUAAAUAUCAUGAAUGCUCUAAAAAUUAACCGAAUACAACACUGCAGACACAGAUAUUCAAAUGUAAAUUAAGUGUCACUGUUUCUCCCAGUUCACACUGAAGUACACACAUUCACUCCAGGUUUGAUCCUUCUGUUGUCCCAACUUGUCGCUCAGGCUGAUACAAACAGGAUAAUAGAGGGUGUGUGGGUUUUGGUAAAUCUGGGGAACAAAUUACAUGACAUGUCAUUUUAAUCCCAGAAGAAACCUGUUAAUGUUCGUCCAAAUGGUGAACUUCAUUAUUUACCUCUGCAUGUGUUGCUGAUGGAGCUGAAAAAGUUGCUCGAGACUCUAAUGGUAGAAAAAAAAGAGCUAUAUUUCAGGGGAAAUUGUUCGAUAAAUACAAACUGUACAGAAAAACACAAACAGCACAAAUUACCUGUAGAUCGACAUGUGUUUAUAUUUUUGAUUAUACACACUACUGCCAGCAAAACAGCAAGGAUGGUGGAGGAUGUAACAACUCCUCCUAUGAAGGUCAUGUCAUCUGCUGAGAGUUGGACAUCAGGAAUAAAACUUUUAGCAUGAUUUUGCAUAUCUUUAGUGUGAUCCUCAGGGCAAAAGAGUAACUUACAUUUAAUUUCGAGCUUGGUCCCGUUUCCAAACAGUAUGUGUCCACAUGAAGCAACAGCGCAGUAAUAGUCUCCAGCAUGUGAACGAUUCAGGCUCUCUAAUGGUAGGUUGUGGACACAGGUGUGUGUUUGUGAGAGUGGCUCCCUCUCACACUGAUUGCUCGUGCCUCCUUGGGUGAAGAUAAGUCCUGGAUAAAGUCCCUCUGAGUUUUUGAACCAGUAAACACUGUGUUCUCCAUCACAUGCCUUGGUUUGGACAGCACAGCUCAGAGUCACAGAGUCCCCUGGUUUUACAGGGUCAGAUGCUGACUGCACAAUGUAAGAAAAGCUACCAGACCCUGAAAAAUAGACAUUUUGGAAAAUUAUUUCACAGAAAAAAAAAAAACAAAAACAUAUAGAUCAUCGGCACUGUAAAACUCAUGCAAAUACCUUUUAGAAUUAAAUGUAUCCCCUCUUGAAAUUCAGUGAUUGUUAUGCUGGUUUGUCCACAGUAAUACAAGGCUGAAUCAGAGUCCUUCACAUCAGAAAUAAUUAGAUGAUAGACUCCUUCUCCAGUUAGAGCGGAGAAACGGUUGCCAUCAUUAAACUGGUUGUGGAAGUGGAUGGCAUCAGGUAAGUGUUUGUAGAAAGAGGAGAUUAACUGGGGUUGCCCCCCUGCAACCUGUUUGUACCAGGACAGAUACUUGGCAUUGGAGGUGAGGAAACACUGCAAAACCACAUUGUCACCACGGUUGGCAUACAGGAGAGCACCAUCUAAAAACACAGAUUAAUCAGGCUGUGAAGUUAAGACAUAACACACAUGACUUAAUUUUGACAUGGAAAGACGACUUACAGGCUCUAUAGAGGAGAAUCAAGAGCAGGUGAAAGCUGAGCAUCCUGGUCUCUGUGGUCUUCAGACCUCAAUGAUGCUCUUCUAAAGGGGGUCAAAAGCAAAACUCGCACCACUGGUUAGGAAAUGUCUGCACUCGACCCAGAUGAUUGGCGACAUUUGGUGUCUCAAUUCUCACAAAGGAAGUAAGAGGUGGUGUAAUACAUUUUAUUCACUUGUUAUGCAGUUUUAAGGAGGUUCAGUUUACUUCGAGGCAGGUUUGAGACUUCAGGGCAGCUUAAAAGUAACUUUUUGGCUAGGUUCACCCAUUUACAGUGAAUAAAAAACAAGAAUGAUGUACUGUGGUGAAAGCUUCAGUGUUUAAGUUGGGGUGAAUAGUUGCAGUGUCUUUAAUUUGUCUAGAGUCUGGAGUUAUGGCAAUCAAAGUACUUAAUAUAGGGCCGCAAAGGACUCUAAUUAUGUUGAGAUAAUGACUACAUUUCGGUUAAGGUAAGGAUUCAGUUAAAUAUGAUUCAGAAAGGGAAUAUGCCAACCUAGCUCAAUUAUAAGAGAUCUUUUUUCUUUUAAAGCACACCUAAAAAAUGAAGUUUCAUGAGGAUGCUGAGAAAAAUGUAGAUUUAAAAUAAGAUUUGACAGUUUGCAAUUCAGUUUAACUCCAUAUUUAAUUGAACAUGAUGCAAAGACAACAUAACCGGUAUUAAAACUGAAAAACAUAUUGUUUUAUUGAAAAAUACAAGAUGCAAGGAAUGCAUUUCCAAUAAAAUGGUAAAGAACAACAAAGCAUUUAAAAUGUUGUUUAAAACCAAAAACCACCUGGAGAAAUUAGUUUGAUUUACAGCAGGUCAGUAACAUGACUGAAUAUAAGAAGGACACUUCACGGUAUCUUAGAAGUAAAGAUGGGAAGAGGUACACCCAUAGACUGUAGAAUGGACACUGUCUGCCUCCUCGCUGGGUGAAGUCACCGCGAGAACAGCACCCUCUGUUGAUGGGCUGCAGUAUAAGUCAUAAAUCCCACCUCCUUCAGCAAUCCUUAGGGAGCUGUGGACAAACUUUAGAAAUUAAUUACACAGAAUAAAUGUUUAUCUGCUUGUGAUGUUGACAUGUAGUUAUUGUAAAACUGGUUUGUGCUCAAGUCCUCUUUUUUUCUGUGCAGCUCCAUUUUUAAAAGUCAUUGGGAGGUUCAUGUUUUCUAUGAUUGACACUUGAUACAGCCUAUGGGUGUACGAAAAUUGCAUAACUCACUCUGGAGAUAUGCUCUUUGAGCUGAGCGUCAUCUCAGUGACUCUCCCGCUGCAUGCGUACAAUGCUACUGUGCAAGUGGUGGUUCCAGGAAGUGGAGAACACCCCAGAAAUAAGAGAGCAAUUUAGCUUCAAAUUCGUAUAAUGACGAAAGGCUGAGCCAAGUUGUCCAUAGUAUAUACAGUCUGUGGGUGCACCUCUUUGUGAGAGAGUGAAUGAGCCAAAAGUUCAAUAACUGCAGAAUUUUGUUCUCCACAGAAAAAAAAGUAAGGAACUGGGAGAUUUUAACAUAAAAUUUCAAAAGAUUUGAAGAAUCAGAGGAAAUCUUCAACUACGCUUACAUCACUACAGCUGUUUAGCACAGUGAAAUUUAACAUUGGUAAACCAGGUGUGCUGUCCCUUUAAAUCAGUGCUUCUCAAGUCCAGUCCUCAGGGCCCACUGUCCUGCAUGUUUUGGAUGUUUCCCUCCUCCAACACACCUGAUUCAAAUGAUCAGCUCAUUAUCAAGCUCUGUAAUGGCUUAAUGACGAGCGAAUCAUUUGAAUCAGGUGUGUUGGAGCAGGGAAACAACCAAAACAUGCAGGACAGUGGGCCUCGAGGACUGGACUUGAGAACCACUGCUUUAAAUUAACUUCCAGGCCUGUCCUUUCAGUUCAGUGUCUGCAGUUUGGCUCAUAGUCUUAAGGGGGCAGCAGUCCAUCUACUGCUGAAAUCAUCCACUGCUUUUGUAUGAUCCUGAGCACAUGUUAACUGAGCUGAAUCUGGUCAGAGAGGUAAACCCAACCUGAAUCUGAAAAACUCUCAUCAGUAAGACUUUGUGAAGUGUGCUGCAUUUGUUCAGCCCACAGUUUAAUGUGGUCAGAGGUAACACAGGUCACAAAGAUAGUAAUCUUGUUUCUCUGUUUCUUUUUCAGAACCUUAGAGCACACUCGACAUGAAGAGGUUUCAGCACCCAGGUUUUAUAUCAUCAUUUUUUUUCAACUGACACAUUGGCUUUCACAAAUUAAACAUCACAUUCUAUCAACACAGAGAGAUAAAGUUUGAGGCUGUUAGAUAAGCUUGAAUAAUUUGCAUAAGUUGCUUUUUCCAGCCCCUGAUGAAGACAGAAGUCUGUUUUGACGUCUUCUGAGAGAGAAAAAAAAGUUUCUGGUCAAGUUUACUCACGUCAAGUUCAUCAGAAGUGGUUUAGUCCUCUCCCUCAUCUGAAAAGCUGUCUAUGUGGUUUUGUUUACGACAGUGUUUCUCUACUUCAACAGUUUCACAUGCACCUCUGCUUUUACCAUCUUUGCACCUUUGUGCAUUCACAUAUUUACAAAUGUGUUCAUUAUUGCUCCAAAAGCAAAACACCUCUCCAGUCAAGGUUCUGUGUCGUAUGUAUUUCUUUCAUGACUUGUCAAAUAUUUUCAGUGAGUAAAAGAGAGGACUGCAGGUGGGCCAGUUUAGCUUCCAGAUUCUUCCACUACAUCUUUGCUGUUGUAAUUCAUGCACAGUGUGGUAUGGGAUGCAUCAUACUAAUAUACACAACAUCUACUCUGAAGAGGGAAAGGUAGAGUGUGGUUUUACUGGUCCUUGUUCUCUGUUUGAGGCAUGGUGGUUUUUUUUAUGCCUUUCUGUGAGAGCAGGUUUGCAGUGGUGUCAGUUGUUGUGGCCUCAGAGCUACAGCCCAGUCUUCCUGUACCUAUUGAUGGAAACUUUCAUGGUGCAGUUCACGCCUCCUUCACCACGAGGCAGAGAGGUUACUGGCUGCAGAUUGAAAGAAAAAAACCUGUGAGCGAGAACCUCAUUUAACCCUUCCUGUUUAGGUUAUAACUGACCUGAUUUGAUAUUUGACUGCAAUACAAACUCCCUCAAAGGUCAUUAACUAAGUAGGAUAACUGAUGUAUCUUAAAGUGACCUAAACUGCACAAAGAUAUAAGUUGGUACAUGCACAGUUCAGUCAAGCUACAGUUCAAGCUUAAGUGGGCGAUUUAACUGAACUGCUGUCCCUGUCCCAGUUUCAGGCACUGAGCAAGAACCAAGCUAUUGUCAGAAGCAUGCUACCAUUACUGAAAGAAGCAACAUGCUGCAUUUUAGCUUGUUUCAACUUGCUUGUCUCUGGGUUGACUUGUAAUGUGCCAAAACAACAACAUUCAAAGGGGACCUAAAUAACUGUCACACGUGUAAAGGUUCUUGCAGAUCAGGAAUCUAGAAACACCAACAGAGUAAAACCAGGUGGGAAUGAUCAAAUAAGGUGCAUAUGUGCAACAGAGGUCAUGGAGAGGUCAGGAGGUCUGCACCUACACUACAGUACAAGCAUCUGCAAUGUCACAAAAUCAUCCAAAGAAAAAUAAACUAGAAUCUAGAGCUGAGAUCCAACAUGGGUCAAAAGAGGGGUCAGGGGUCAUAGGAUUGUACAGGUACUUAGGCUGCGAUCUUGGUAACUGAGGUCACGACAGCACGAUUUUCUGAGCAAGAGGCUGUUAACUGAUCCUUCAACUUGAGGCAGCAGUUAGUGGUUGAGGGGAGACUGGAGGCAGCAUACAGUGGAGUGACACACAAGUGGGGCUCUAUUUUCGUGUUCUGUCGGCAGCAUGGUGCAGGCGCGGUGUUCGUGAGGUCCCCUGUGCCGACGAGGUGUUCCUAAGCACACUUUGGUAUUUUGGUGAGCGGCACAGCCCGGCUUAAGUAUCCCCCCUCCUUAACUCAGCUCCUCUUAGCUGAGUUAGGGGUUUAACACAGCAGAGUCCUGUUUUCACCGAUCACAUCAGCGCCUCUCCUCACCUUAAAAUCCACCACCGGCGAGGCAUAUUAUAAUUUUCGUCAAGUAGUCAAAGAGCUCAAGAGAUGGCUAAAGACGGCAACGUCAUAUGAUGGCGGCAGGAGGCUGCCCCUCGUGCUCUGUGGCCUGGCUCUUUCUUUCAUUGAUGGAAUAUAAAAUGAAUUUGGCUCAUGCAACUGAAUAUUAUAAUAUUUGUAUAAAGCCUAACUCCUGAUUGAAUAUUCAAAGAAAACAUCAGAAAAACUGGUUAUUUUGAAUGAAAAUUUUCUCAAUUUUUUAAGUAAUCUGUAAGUAAUUUUAAGUUCAUCUGAUCACUUAAACAAACUAUCUGCUCAGCCUUGCUGCCGCAGCAGCAGCAGGAUGGGGACAAGACACAGAGAAGUGUUUGGGUUGAGCUGCACAAGAAAGAAGAGGAAGAGAGAAAAAGAGGGGAGACGAAUUAAAUAUUAUUUUAUAAAUAUUAUAUAAUAUAUUUGACAGUUUGCAAUUCAUUUUAAUUUCAUAUGUAAUUGAACAUGAUGCAAAGACAACAUAACUAGUGUUAAAACUGAAAAACAUAUUGUUUUAUUGAAAAAUAAAAGAUGCAAGGAAUGCAUUUCCAAUAAAAUGGUAAAGAACAACAAAGCAUUUAAAAUGUUGUUGAAAACCAAAAACCACCUGGAGAAAUUAGUUUGAUUUACAACAGGUCAGUAACAUGACUGAAUAUAAGAAGGACACUUCACGGUAUCUUAGUAAAGAUGGGAAGAGGUACACCCAUAGACUGUAGAAUGGACACUGUCUGCCUCCUCGCUGGGUGAAGUCACCGCGAGAACAGCACCCUCUGUUGAUGGGCUGCAGUAUAGGUCAUAAAUCCCACCUCCUUCAGCAAUCCUUAGGGAGUUGUGGACAAACUUUAGAAAUUAAUUACACAGAAUAAAUGUUUAUCUGCUUGUGAUGUUGACAUGUAGUUAUUGUAACACUGGUUUGUGCUCAAGUCCUCUUUUUUUCUGUGCAGCUCUAUUUUUUAAAGUCAUUGGGGGGUUCAUGUUUUCUAUGAUUGACACUUGAUACAGCCUAUGGGUGUAAAAAUUGCACAAGUCACUCUGGAGAUAUGCUCUUUGAGCUGAGCGUCAUCUCAGUGACUCUCCUGCUGCAUGCAUACAAUGCUACUGUGCAAGUGGUGGUUCCAGGAAGUGAGUAAGACUGAAGCUGCGGGCCGUAUGAAAUCUGACCGCGGGCCGUGAUUGGCCCCCGGGCCGGACUUUGGACAUGCCUGGCAUAAGUGAAUUCAGAUUAUGAAAUGUAGCAAAUUUCUUGAAGAAAACGUCUCAACUCAAAUGAUUUGCACCCAGCACAAUGAAAUAUAUACUGUAAAUUUAGCGAAAAGCUUAUGUUUCAUACAUGAAAAUGACACAACCUACUGUGUAAUAAAAGCAAUAAAAUAUAAACAGCACAUCAUGGCCAUAAAUGGCUGAAAGUCAGUUAAACUGCUACCAUGCCCCCCAAAAUUGGAAUAAUGGAAAAAAUGUAACAAGACAAAAUUAAAUGCACAAAAGGUCUGAAGUAAUUCAAAAUAUGGUAUAAAACAUUUAUUUAAGUACCACAGUGUCAAAACAUCUGUGACACUGUGAUAGGGGUCAGGGGUCAUAGGAUUGUAAAGGUACUUAGGCUGCGGUCUUGGUGACUGAGGUCAUGACAGCAGGAUUUUCUGAGCAAGAUGCUGUUAACUGAUCCUUCAACUUGAGGCAGCAGUUAAUGGUUAAAGAGAGACUGGAGGCAGCAUACAGUGAAGUGACACACGUGUGUAACGUUUGCACAGACAAGUUUUAUAUUUGUCAUCUUUUCUGUCUUGUGUGUUGAUAGUCAAAAUUAUUGCUUGAUUAGCAUCUAUCAUUCAUAGGCUGUAAUUCUAUUCAUUUAAUAAUGACAAUGCAAUAAGGACAUGCGGCUGUUAUGGUGAUGUGUUAACAUAGUCUUAAGAAUUUGGUUUAUUUUUUGCACAUUUAAACAUCAUACAGUAUCCAGAUUUCAGAAACUGAGACAAGGUUUUUCUGAUGUCUGCUGACUCCCUUCCGGUGUGGCAGCAAGAGCCUCUGUCUUUCAUAGCAGUCAGAAAAAGAUUUUUGUCUCUUGUUAAAAAUAAAAUCAAGUACAAUGAAACAUAAUAAGUUUUAAUAGAAGAAGCAAUCGUGUAAAACACACACACACACACAUAUAUAUAUAUAUAUAUAUAUAUAAAUAUACACACACAUAUGUAUGUAUACACACACACACACGCACACACAAACACACACACACACACACACACACACACACAUAUAUAUAUAUAUAUAUUUUUACAUAUAUAUUCUAUUUUCCUCAAACUAUUUUGUUUUUUUACACAGACAAGUGUAAGAGAUAAGACAAGUUAUUAACUUAUUAAAAGAAGCAUUUUAAGGCUAAGUAUAACUUCACUCUCUUUUCCUCUUAGCCGUGGUGUAGACGCAGACACUCCUUGGACUUGUCUCUUGGUGGAGUCUUCCAUCACUUGCUAAAUGGAGAAUGUCUGCAUCCAGGCUCUGGUAAUGACAGAGUAAACUAACAGUGAACUGCUGGUUCUUCUUUGAUUAGCUUUUUUACUUCUACAGUUAUUUAACCUACCACAAUGUCAGCUAUUUCAGAACCCCCCAGAUGAGAAACAGUUCCUGCAAAUAGAAGAGCAUGACAGAUUAUGUUAAGUUGGCAACACUUUACUUGACGCCUAUCUCUAUAAUAUAUUAUAGGUUUAUGUAUAAUGCAUUAUAAUCACGUUAUAGCUCUGUAUAACUACAGUUAUAAACACUCAUAAAUGAUCAUAAUGCUUUAUAGCAAUAAUCAUAACACAUUAUAAAGCUUUUAUCAUGACUUACAAGGUCAGGUAUCAUAAAUGUGUUGUAAUUGUUAACAACCCACUGACAAUGCCCACAUAGAUAAUGCAUUAUACGUUUAUUUAUGAUGUGUUAUAAUUUGCUUAUAAACUUGUAUAACUAUCAUUAUAAACACUCCUUAAUUAUCAUAAGGCUUUAUAACAAUAUGCAUAACACUUUACAAUACCUGACAUAAUACCUGACCUUGUAAGUCAUGAUAAAAUGCUUUAUAAGGUGUUGUGAUUAUUGCGAUAAAGUAUUAGGAUCAUUUAUGAGUGUUUAUAACUAUAGUUAUGUGAUGCUAUCACGUGAUUAAAAAGCAUUAUACAUAUAUUUAUAAUGGGUUAUAGAGGUAAGUGUCAAGUAAAGUGUUACCAUUAAGUCAGCUCUGAUCUCCUUUCAACAAUUUGAUUAAAAAUAAGUUACCUUUGCAGGUGGAGCACACAUUUUUCCACAGGGACAUAAUGUAAGUCCAGAUGAAUAGCACCAUGAUGGAAACUGUCAAUGAUACGCCCAGGCAAGACACCAGGAUGCGGAGAAAACCUCCUAACAUUCAGUCAGAUGAAAACAAGUCUAACAUUAUUCUAUGUUGUUGCAUUAAUAGAUUUUAAAAUGUCUGAGCAGUUAUUAGGAAAAUUGUUCCAAAGGGACAAAAAACAGUUGCAUACCUGAUUGACUGUCACCUCCAAUCUCCACGCUUGUUCCAUUUCCAAACACAAUCUCCCCACAGUGAGCCAGAGCACAGUAGUACAUCCCUGCAUCAGAGGAGCUCAUUGACCUUAUAGCGAGGUUCAAGGUACAGUUUUUCAUGUGGGACUCCCGAUCAGUCUCACAGUGUCCCUCUUUGUGAUACAUGACAGCAGACUGAGCAGCACCAUGUCUGAACCAGUAGAAGCUCUGCUCUCCUGCACAUGCUUCAGCGAAAACUGUGCAGCUUAAAUUUAAAGAGCCUCCCACCUGGAGAGGCUCUAAUGCUGGCUGGUGGACAACAGCUGAGAUGUUUGUCAGGGACGUUUUAACAUGAAGAAAGACUCCCUCACCAAGUUCAACUGUGUUGAAUCCUAAAAUCCCACAGUAAUACGACGCUGAAUCAGAGGGCAGAAGGUCGCGGAUUGUGAGAUUGGUGGUGCCUUUUUGUGCUUUGACUUGAAACCUCUCUUUAUACCCUGGAGACAUAGAAGCGUCUUGGUUGUGCUUCAUCUGAUUUGAUAUGAUCUCAGGUUUACCUCCCAAGCGUUGCUGGUACCAGUAAAGAUAAGUUACAGCUUCAUCCUGAAAGGUGCAGUUAAAAGUCACUUUCUGCCCGACUCUGGCUGUUAUGAGCCCAUGGUCCUGGGUAACUGCAGCGAUCUCAGCUGUAAAGAAAAGAAUUGAUAACAGGCAAGGUAUUAUCUCUUCCUUUAAAACGUAUUAUAUAUAUAUUUAACAGUGUAUAGAAAUAAUGACAAGAUGGUGAAAUACAGACCUAUAUCGCUGAGGAGAAGAAGAAAAAAGUAAAUUUGCAUAAUGUCUGAAGCCCAGCAGUCAGUCGCCUCUGUGCUGACUGACACCCUCAACUUUAAGUAGGAGAUGGUGGCUGUUUGUGAUUGGACAAGAGAGGUACACACGUUUCCUGCUUCUUCAAGAUAGCAAUAAGUCACCCCUGCGCCUUACCACAACUCUUUUUCAGACCAACACAGUCACAAGUACCAGCACAAGUGCAUGAUGUACAUGAUGUAUAUGAUGGAUGCUGGGAGUAAAACUGAUGAGUGCGUGUGAUGUAAAAUAAUGACACUAGCACUGCAUGCCAAAGCUACUACAGGGAGCUUGUAAAAAGCUCCCUGUACUUAAAAGUCUUUAAAAAAAAUGCUCAAUGUGGCCCUCAUACUCCUUCGUACAAAACAUACAAUCAUUGGAUGAAUUUUGUGGAAAUGAUCUUUAAAGUCCUUCCUCUUUUUUGUUGUCACUUUGUUGUAUAUAGUAAAUCCUGUGUGCUUGUAUGUAUGUAUUUUUUUGUCUGUGUCUUUUGUUUUGUGUAUGAAGGGUUUAAAAAUUAAAAAACAACUGCUGCGCUUCGCGGCUUUUCUUCAAGUCAGUCGUGACGCGAGCCUAAGGGUGGGGACACUGUGCAACUUAACCAGGAAGUCUUCUGAAGGGUAGAUCGUCCCAGUUUACAAAAGGGUAAGUACCUCACCCAGGGUAGUUAAGUCCUCAGAGGAAUGCACUCGACUGUAUGCAGACCCUAAAGUGACACACAGCCCUUGUUUCCUUGCAUACACACAGUGUCACAUCAUGCUGGCCAAUCAAACACACUCUUGUAUUUGAAGACUGGAGAAAGUAUCCAGAAUCUGUUCAUUCAACACAAGAAUUCAAACAUGACAGCUGCUCAGUUUUUCUGCGCUCUGGUGUGUUUGUUCUUGGGGCAAAAAGGUAAGUUUGGUUUUGAUGGGUCCACUUUUUAUACUUAGUUUGGGACUUUUUUGUCCUUAUUACAUUGUUUAGAUUUAACUGACUGUGAAUCUGUUUUCUCUUUUAUUACUUCAGUCCAGCUGAUCUCUCAGGAGUUGUCCAUGUCACUUCGUCAAGAGAAACAGUUUAUGUCCGCUGAAGUUGGAGACACUUUGACUCUGCAGUGUUUUUAUAAAAGUGAUUCAGCAUGGCUUUACUGGUACAAACAAAGUCUGGGUCAGAAACCAAAGCCCAUCUCUAUAUUCUAUGUGUAUGAUAGAAAAAUCACUUUUCAGGAUGGAUUUAAGGAUGAUCCACGCUUCAGACUCAGCACUGAAAACAGCAACAAUCACUUAAUCAUUUCUGAUUUACGCAUUUCAGACUCAGCGACUUACUACUGCGCAAGUAGCUACACGUUUGUCUUAAAUUUUACAGAGGGCAUUUUAGUCUAUGUACAGGGCUCAGGUUUGAAGAUCCCAGCUGCGGUCUAUCAGUCAGAAUCUGAGUCUGUCCAGCCUGGAGACUCAGUGACUCUGAACUGUACAGUCCAACCUGGAACCUGUGCAGGAGAACACAGUGUUUUCUGGUUCAAAAACUCUGAAGAGUCUCAUUCACCAGGACUUAUCUACACCAAUAGAGGCAGGAAUAACCAAUGUGAGAAGAAACCCGACACAGGAUCAACAAGGACUUGCAUCUUCAAUUUGCCUUUGAAAAGCCUGAAUCUUUCUCAUGCUGGGAUCAACUACUGCGCUGUAGCUUCAUGUGGACGGAUACUGUUUGGAAACGGGACUCAGCUUGACUUUAAAGGUGAGUCUCUUCCUUUUAGACAGUCAUAAUCAGUGUAAUCAGUUAGAUAUUUAUUAAAAAUUAUUGUAAAACUGAACUGUAAAAAAAAGGCUAGGCUAAAACAUUUUGAAACAUCCUCUGCAGAUGAUCAGUUCUCUCCCACAUUGGUGUACUUCUUGAGCGGAGCUUUGGCAUUGACCAUCAUGCUGCUUGGUCUCCUGGUGUCAUCAACACAUAUCUGUACAGAUAGCUGCCUGGGUACAGGUAGGUUAAUCCAACAAUUAUAAAUCUAAAUGUCUAUCUAAAUGUAAGUCAUAUAGAACUUCAUUAGUAAUAUUUGAUCGUGUUUUCAUUUUAUUUAAAGCUCAGAAGUCCUAAUUUUUACGCUUGAUUGGCUUGUGGUGUAAUGCUUUCUGGUCUAGUUUUACUGCUUGUUUUUAGUCUUUAAAAAGAACAGUAAUUUUCCUGUUUUUGAACCUUUGACACCAGAUACUCAAGUAAGACCUUCAGUUGUCCCUAUUCUCAAAGUGGAGGUAAGUAGGCUAAACACAUGUUGAAACCCAUUCAUAUCUGUCAUGACGAUUUAGAGUGUAACUGUUACAAGACUGAUCUUGUUAUGCUCUGAAAAUACGGUCAUCAUUGAGUCAGCUGCUUUGAAGGGGGACACCAUAGAUCUCACAUUAUUAGAACUACUCAGGGUCCUGUUUGUUAUAAAAAUGUGAUGUGCCAAGGUAAUAAACAAGACGCUCCACGUUCCUCAUUUUAGGACAGACAGCUGAUUAACCACCGUGAACCAAAACCACAGUUUUAUCACGCACAAUUCACAGAAUUUAAUGACUCUAGUUUUGAAAUAAAAUGAAAUUACUGUAGGCUUUCUCUCCUUAUAUCAUGACUUAAUCACAACUCUAUUCUCAGUGUGACUUCAUCUUGUUAGAUAACUACUGUAUUCUUGUAAUAAAAAGACUUUUGAAGGGCUUCAUUUUCUUAAAAAAGUGACUUUAACCACUUUUUAAGUAUGACUUUAUUCUCAUAAUAAAAUUACUUUACAACAACUCAACUUAUUACACUUAUAACAAUGUAUUUUAGAACAAACUUUCCUGUUAUCAUAAGACUCUUUAACAACUUUAUUCUCUUAGUAUGACAAAUCUAAUCUCACAACACUGAUUUUAAUCUGGUUUUAAAAUGUUUUGAUUCUCAUUUUUACUCAAAUCUUUAAACUUUAUUUCUGUAACAUCAUAAUUUAACAGCAACUUUAUUCUUAUAACAGUAAGACUUCAGUCAAUUUAGACACAACUGUAACGUAGCAAUACAAAGGCUUAUGGCUUAUCAUAUCACUACGACCUAAUUAUGACUUCAUUCUCAUAAUAAUAUGGCUUUUAUCUUUUUCAUGAAACCACUUUGUUUUUAUAACGUUGCACCUUAAUCAUAGCAAUAUGAUAAUUUAAUUCAGACUUAUUCCAGUGAUAUAAUGGCUUUACAUAGACCUCAUUCUCAUACCCAUUUGACCAUGCCGAGACUUCAAUCUCAUCGCGAUAUGACUUGAUUUUUUUUUUACUUCAUUCUAAUACAACUUGAGAUCUUAAAAAAAAAAUCUUGAAAGUGGCCCUAAUGCUUUGUCAUAUUGAAUGUUUAAGUCUUCUGUAUUUGAAUAACUUUUCAGGGUCACUCAGAGGCAGGCAACAAAUCAGCAACGCAGAGAGACAACACCUGGAGUGAAUGUGUGUACUUCUCUGUCAGGCAGUAAACUGGGUUUGUUGAGGUUUUGCUACAAAUGAUAUACUUGUUUUACCCUGCAGGGCCCCACAUUGCUGCAGCUCAAGCCAAACCAGGUUUCUUUGAUAUGAUGUAGGUGCUUUAUUUCCACCCUGUGCUCAGUGUCAACAUCAUAUACACACACACACACAUCUCCAAUAUCAGAUGUUUGAGGUUACUGUGGGCUAAAGUCUUGCAAAGAUAGAAAAUAAAUCUAACAAAAAAGUGAAUGCCUGGAGCUUAAAACAUAAACGUCUCUCUCCAUCAUCGAGUAAAAACACAUGGACAGUCUGUGUAUGUCUCUGUCAGUUUGGGUUCACUAAUUAAAAAAAUAUAGUGAACCUGUUUAACCCUUAAAUAAGCAUUUGGUAUGAUUUGGGUGUAACCUGACUUUCAUCAACUCUUUCAGACUUUCAUCGAUCUCGAUACAUGCCACACAUAUCUUCAUUAAACAGCAGAUUUUAACCAUUACUUGUAAAUAUUGUAUAUCAUUCUUGGCUUAAAUUCAUCUGCAUAAUCUUCUCUAUUUCUUAUCUAAGCCUUCCCUGUAUAAUUGUCAUUUGCCUUUUGUAUGUUUUGUAAUAGCCCUGAUAAAGUCCACUGCCUAAACAUGUUGGUCAAAGAAUCAAAUUGUGCUUUUGUCACAAGUGGUGAUGUAGUUUUUACCUUUUUAGACUCCUUGUCCUUCUCCAUGAACCAUUGAAGAAAGUGAAGUUGUAUCAGAGUCCUUAACCCCCUUUUCAUGGUACUUAUCUGGGGACAUGAAAGUGUCAGUGUGAAACUUUUUUAUGUGAUCAGACUCAUUAUAAUUGUAUCCUAAUGAAGAAAAGCAACUUUCCUGUAAAGGCCUGUUUUAUCUGCAAAAUGUUCUGAAUAAUAUUAAACAUUUUAUGAAGUGUUUCCUUGUCUUGUUUUCUCUCCUUGACUAUUUGAACAAGUCAGGGUCAAAAACAUAUGUGAGGUGAAGCAGGGUGUGUCUGACAAUAUUUUCCUAUGAUAUCAAUUUCUAUCUGUGCAGCAAAAUAAUAAAGUCAUACUGUUUAGGCUAAACUUGAAGCAAAUGUAAUCAUCUAAUUGAAAUAAAAAGGUGCUGGUAUUCUUUUUUAAGACAGAGAGAGCCUCAUCAGUGUCGUCAGAUGUGUGAUUCUGGGACAUAAACACUGUUUGGACACAACAUAAUUUAAAAGUCCAGUCUGAGGUCAGAUAAUAUACAUUUAAGGAGUCGUUUUGACACCUUACUACAUCUCAGUGAUUGCAGUAUUCCUCAACCUUGAGCUCACUUUGAACCACUGCUUCAUUUUUGCAGUUACCACCGCAUCCCUCUUGUCUCCAGACAGGCACAUUGCUAUUACCAAAUCAGAUGAUAGUCUUUUUACUUAAGAAACACCAAGCUCAAGCCAGCAGUGGUCUGUUGGUCUUUAUUUACUGUUUUUAGCAGCCAGGUUACAUGAGUUCACACCGACACUUAUUGAGUGUAAUGGAAGUAUAAUAUCUGGGACCACCAUGGUCAAUGUCCCCAACAGUUAUUUUAAAGACCUGUCUGCAUAUUCUUAUGUCAUUUUUUCUAAUGCUACAGGUCACAUCAUUAGAAAACUAAGUGCAAAAUUGCAUUUCUGCAUUCAAAUCACUGUGAAUCUCUGGCAGACCCAAACAGCAGGCUCAGACACAGUGGGAUUUUCUACAUCACAAAUACAAGCCCCGCUCCUGGAGCCGUGCUCUGCAGGUCAGACCCCGAGAAAUAGAGAGGAUGAUUGCAGAACAAGUAUUUGCAGUUUGUGGUAAUAGAUUGCAAUGCUUGUAAGGAAGCUUAUUUAAUGUAAGACUUCAUCAUGCUUCCUAGUGGUGUGUUGGUCUUGAAUGAACGGAUCAAAAGAACUAGUUCUUUUUGGUGAACGAAAUGAACCAGGUCACCCCCCCUAAAUGACCGUUCAGUUCUUUUGAUUGGCUAUCUCUAUUUGAGGGACUAUCUCCAUGCUUGUCUGUCUUAUCCUAUCGUCGCGCCUCGUUCUGUGUGUGGGUGGGGCUUAGAGAAGCAGCAGCAGUACUACUGAGCUGACUGAAAGACCGGGAUGACCGAGUUGACUGAAAGAAUGAACGAAAUGAAUGAACGAAAGACCGAGUUGAACGAAAGACCCAGACCGAUGAACCAGUUGACUGAAAGACCGAGUGAACGUAAGAUCCAGACCGAUGAACGAGUUGACUAAAAGACCGAGUUGACUGGUCGCCACAAGAGCCGACAGCUGAGCCCGAGCAAGCGGGACAGUCAUACACACGCAAAGGCACACAGCUGCUGCUGCAGCCAGAGGCAGAGAGACAACUAUUAAUACGCAUUUGCACUGUCUGUUGACAUUUUGUACUUUUUAUUAUUGUUUUUAAUGCACCUCAAAAUAAUAAAAACCAUUAAAAACCUUAUAUAUUUUGUUAUUCCUACUAUAAUUUUAUAUUACAAGGAGUGCAGCAUUUGACCGGGGGUGGGAAGUGGGGAGUGCAGCGGUCAAAGCGUCGGACCGCGGGGGGGUUGUAACGUCGAACCGGGGAGCUGAGACGCUCGCAACGUCGGAUCCGGAGGGGUGUAAUGCUUCAGAUUUCAAGAUCACAUGUGCACUGUUGAGUCUGAAGUGCAGUCAGUCCGUUCGCUCAUCACUUUCGUUCAGCGUCUGAACGAACGUGAACAACAUGAAUGAGCGGACUGAAUAACGACCGAUUGACCGAAAGGACCGAAAUGAACGGGUCUUUUUACUUAACGACCCGGAAUGAUCCGGUUCACUGAAAUGAACGGUUUUGCCCACCACUAAUGCUUCCCCAAAGACUUUAGUGUUCAAGAGCUGAAUAGCACUAUGUUACCUGCCACAGUUAUAUUUUAUUAUUAAUGGGAGCACGGCUGUGUCUCUCUUUGUGUUUGAAGCACAUUGUCAACUCCAAUGCCUUUCUUACUCUCACAAUUGCACCCUCUAAAUAUCAGGAAGUCACUGCACCAUUGACCUCAAUCUUUAGACCAAGUUUCUGCGGGUCUAAAGUGUAAACGCUUGCUGCUUCCUCAAAAUAGAAACACACCACUUUUGAGCUCAAUCACACCUCUUCUAAAAAUCGACACACCCACAGGUGUUAGCAUGGAUGCAACAGUGUGGGGGGUUGGAAGUGAAACUGAUGAGUGCAUUCUAUGAAAAAUAACAAAGACACAGCCAGAGUCACAAUAGAGUUACAAUUGCUGCAGUUAUAAAGGUGGAUGGUAUUGUUUUUUAUUUGUGUAUUUGCAAGUACUAGCAUGUUCACUAACCUAAGGCAUGGGUUAAUGAUCAUGUGAACAUGAUUUCCAAAAAAAGACAGCCAACCUGAUUGGCUGAUCAAACCAAGUCUUCUCUGUGAAGGGUGAAGACUCUGCAGAGAUCCUCGUCAGUCAUCAGCACAAUCGAACCAUGAUGACGCCUUCAGCUUUUGCUCUGUAUGUCACAUUCCUAUUCAUGGCAAAUGCAGGUAAGUUGAUGAGUUGUUGUUAAGUUAAGUUGUUUUUUAAUUUCCCUAUGGGAUCAAUAAAGUAUCUAUCUAUGGAACAAUAACCAUAAUCAUGUUGUGUUUUUAUGUAUUUGUGCUUUAUUCAAUAUAAUUCUGUGUAAUUUUGUGUUUAUUUUCUCCUCAGCUCGAAUGUUAACCUUAAACCCUCCAUCAGUACAGUUUAGGUCAGUUAAUGUUGGAGAAAAUGUCACUUUAAAAUGUGUCUGUCAAGAGAAAGCAGCAAUGUGGUUUUUUUACUGGUACAAACAAACUGUGGGACAGACACCAGCGCUGAUGUCUUCAUUCUAUAUGCAUCACACUAAUGCCCCAUUUUUUGGUCAGUUUGAAAACAAUCCACGCUUCUCAAUGGAUACUAAAAACCACUAGGGCCCCGGUGGGGCACUGUCGGGCCCGAGCCGCGUUGCGCCGCCCCCAGCGCGACCGCCUCCCCCUCCCGAUCGCGUCACACUCAAGGUCCAAAGAUGGUGUGCGCACUUGUCUGUGGUCAUUUCCCAUUAUAAUGAAUGGGAGGCGCAGUUUCUACCAAAACACUCGCUGCAGACAAACUACAUGUCCUAUUUGAAAAAAGUCUGGACCAUGAGUGAGGGCACAAACACAGCUAGGAUAUAUCCAAACGGCAAGUUGCUCCUUGUUACGGUGUUGCCAGGAGAGUGAUGCGAUUGAGCCAUUGAGUGAUGGGCAGGAAAAACUUGACUGUUUCUCCUGCCAUGGGGGUUGGGGGAUGGGGGGGGGGGGGGGGGGAUGUGGAUUCUUUUAAGAAUGUGGAUAUUUGGGUCAUCUUUGGCGCCCCCUAGAACGUAAACCGUGGGGUGCAGCGUCAUGAUUUUUACAACUUUGAAUGACCAUGGGGUGUAGAUUGGCCUGAGCAAAUUUGGUGUCAGUGGGACGAAAGCCUUAGGAGGAGUUAGCCACAUUCCAAUGUGUGCGAAUCGGCAAAAAAUGCAAAAUAGCCCUUUAACCGUACAUUUGACAGAUACGCGCGCAUUGACUUUUUUGUAGAUCUUAUUGAGAUACAUGUGAUUGUCAAAUUUUGUGUCAAUAUGAUAAAGCGUACAGGCGUGACAGUCAAUAGUGUGAAUUUCCACCUUAGGGGACAAGAAAAAAUUGACUUUUUUCUCCUGCCAUGGGGGGGCGCUCUUUUGGGGAGUAAAAAUUCCUUCACAAAUGUGUUGAUGGCUGGACAUUGCAUCAUCCUAGAAAACUUGGAGGCCAGUGAGGACAAAAAUAAAAAGUUAUAAGACUUUUAAAUAUGUGGAUUUUAGGGUUAUCUUUGGCGCCCCCUAGAACCUAAACCGUGGGGUGCAGCGUCAUGAUUUGAAUAACUUUUAAUGGCCAUGGGGUGUAGAUUGGCCUGAGCAAAUGUGGUGCCGGUGGAACGAAAGCCUUCGGAGGAGUUAGCGAAAUUCCAAUGUGUGCGGAUCGGCAAAAAAUGCGGAAUAACCCUUUAACCGUACAUUUGACAGAUACGCGCGCAUUGACUUUUUCGUAGAUCUUAUUGAGAUACAUGUGUGUGUCAAUUUUUGUGUCAUUUUGCCAAAGCGUACAGGUGUUACACUCAACAAUGUGUAUUUUCACCUUAGGGGACAAGAAAAAAUGGACUUUUUUCUCCUGCCAUGGGGGGGCGCUCUUUUGGGGAGUAAAAAUUCCUUCACAAAUGUGUUGAUGGCUGGACAUUGCAUCAUCCUAGAAAACUUGGAGGCCAGUGAGGGCAAAAAUAAAAAGUUAUAAGACUUUUAAAUAUGUGGAUCUUAGGGUUAUCUUUGGCGCCCCCUAGAACCUAAACCGUGGGGUGCAGCGUCAUGAUUUGAAUAACUUUUAAUGGCCAUGGGGUGUAGAUUGGCCUGUGCAAAUGUGGUGCCGGUGGAACGAAAGCCUUCGGAGGAGUUAGCGAAAUUCCAAUGUGUGCGGAUCGGCAAAAAAUGCGAAAUAACCCUUUAACCGUACAUUUGACAGAUACGCCCGCACUGACUUUUUUGUAGAUCUUAUUGAGAUACAUGUGUGUGUCAAUUUUUGUGUCAUUUUGACAAAGCGUACAGGCGUGACAGUCAAUAGUGUGAAUUUUCACCUUAGGGGGCGCUAUGGAGCCAUUUUGCAUUUUCUUGUUUGGGCGACUUCGGAAUAUCAAAUUUUUCACCAGGCCCGGUCGUCCUGCCAAAUUUCAUGAGUUUUCGCCAGUGGGAAGUGGGCCAUUUUCCAGUUCAAAGGGGAGGAAAAAUAAUAACUAGGGCCCCGUUGGGGCACUGGCGGGCCCGAGCCGCGUUGCGCCGCCCCCAGUGCGACCGCCUCCCCCUCCCGAUCGCGUCACACUCAAGGUCCAAAGAUGGUGUGCGCACUUGUCUGUGGUCAUUUCCCAUUAUAAUGAAUGGGAGGCGCAGUUUCUACCAAAACACUCGCUGCAGACAAACUACAUGUCCUAUUUGAAAAAAGUCUGGACCAUGAGUGAGGGCACAAACACAGCUAGGAUAUAUCCAAACGGCAAGUUGCUCCUCGUUACGGUGUUGCUGGGAGAGCGAUGCGAUUGAGCCAUUGAGUGAUGGGCAGGAAAAACUUGACUGUUUCUCCUGCCAUGGGGGAUGGGGGAUGGGAGGGGGGGAAAGGGAUGUGGAUUCUUUUAAGAAUGUGGAUAUUUGGGUCAUCUUUGGCGCCCCCUAGAACGUAAACCGUGGGGUGCAGCGUCAUGAUUUUUAAAACUUUGAAUGGCCAUGGGGUGUAGAUUGGCCUGAGCAAAUUUGGUGUCAGUGGGACGAAAGCCUUAGGAGGAGUUAGCCACAUUCCAAUGUGUGCUAAUCGGCAAAAAAUGCAAAAUAGCCCUUUAACCGUACAUUUUACAGAUACGCGCGCAUUGACUUUUUCGUAGAUCUUAUUGAGAUACAUGUGUGUGUCAAAUUUUGUGUCAAUAUGACAAAGCAUACAGGUAUGACAGUCAACAAUGUGUAUUUUCACCUUAUGGGACAAGAAAAAAUGGACUUUUUUCUCCUGCCAUGGGGGGGCGCUCUUUUAGGGAGUAAAAAUUCCUUCACAAAUGUGUUGAUGGCUGGACAUUGCAUCAUCCUAGAAAACUUGGAGGCCAGAGAGGACAAAAAUAAAAAGUUAUAAGACUUUUAAAUAUGUGGAUUUUAGGGUUAUCUUUGGCGCCCCCUAGAACCUAAACCGUGGGGUGUAGCGUCAUGAUUUGAAUAACUUUUAAUGGCCAUGGGGUGUAGAUUGGCCUGAGCAAAUGUGGUGCCGGUUGAACGAAAGCCUUCGGAGGAGUUAGCGAAAUUCCAAUGUGUGCGGAUCGGCAAAAAAUGCGCAAUAACCCUUUAACCGUACAUUUGACAGAUACGCCCGCACUGACUUUUUUGUAGAUCUUAUUGAGAUACAUGUGUGUGUCAAUUUUUGUGUAAUUUUGACAAAGCGUACAGGCGUGACAGUCAAUAGUGUGAAUUUUCACCUUAUGGAACAAGAAAAAAUGGACUUUUUUCUCCUGCCAUGGGGGGGCGCUCUUUUGGGGAGUAAAAAUUCCUUCACAAAUGUGUUGAUGGCUGGACAUUGCAUCAUCCUAGAAAACUUGGAGGCCAGUGAGGGCAAAAAUAAAAAGUUAUAAGACUUUGAAAUAUGUGGAUUUUAGGGUUAUCUUUGGCGCCCCCUAGAACAUAAACCGUGGGGUGCAGCGUCAUGAUUUGAAUAACUUUUAAUGGCCAUGGGGUGUAGAUUGGCCUGAGCAAAUGUGGUGCCGGUGGAACGAAAGCCUUCGGAGGAGUUAGCGAAAUUCCAAUGUGUGCGGAUCGGCAAAAAAUGCGCAAUAACCCUUUAACCGUACAUUUGACAGAUACGCCCGCACUGACUUUUUUGUAGAUCUUAUUGAGAUACAUGUGUGUGUCAAUUUUUGUGUCAUUUUGACAAAGCGUACAGGCGUCAGGUGAAUUUUUCACCUUAGGGGGCGCUAUGGAGCCAUUUUGCAUUGUAUUGUUUGGGCGACUUCAGAAUAUCAAAUUUUUCACCAGGCCCGGUCGUCCUGCCAAAUUUCAUGAGUUUUCGCCAGUGGGAAGUGGGCCAUUUUCCAGUUCAAAGGGGAGGAAAAAUAAUAACUAGGGCCCCGGUGGGGCACUGUCGGGCCCGAGCCGCGUCGUGCCGCCCCCAGCGUGACCGCCUCCCCCUCCCGAUCGCAUCACACUCAAGGUCCAAAGAUGGUGUGCGCACUUGUCUGUGGUCAUUUCCCAUCAUAAUGAAUGGGAGGCGCAGUUUCUACCAAAACACUCGCUGCAGACAAACUUCAUGUCCUAUUUGAAAAAAGUCUGGACCAUGAGUGAGGGCACAAACACAGCUGGGAUAUAUCCAAAUGGCAGGUUGCUCCUCGUUACGGUGUUGCCUGGAGAGCGAUGCGAUUGAGCCAUUGAGCGAUGGGCAGGAAAAACUUGACUUUUUCUCCUGCCAUGGGGGGGGGGAGAAUGUGGAUUCUUUUAAGAAUGUGGAUUUUUUGGUCAUCUUUGGCGCCCCCUAGAACGUAAACCAUGGGGUGCAGCGUCAUGAUUUUUACAACUUUGAAUGGCCAUGGGGUGUAGAUUGGCCUGAGCAAAUUUGGUUUCAGUGGGACGAAAGCCUUAGGAGGAGUUAGCCACAUUCCAAUGUGUGCGAAUCGGCAAAAAAUGCAAAAUAGCCCUUUAACCGUACAUUUGACAGAUACGCGCGAGUUGACUUUUUUGUAGAUCUUAUUGAGAUACAUAUGUGUGUCAAUUUUUGUGUCAAUAUGAUAAAGCGUACAGGCGUGACAGUCAAUAGUGUGAAUUUCCACCUUAGGGGACAAGAAAAAAUUGACUUUUUUCUCCUGCCAUGGGGGGCGCUCUUUUGGGGAGUAAAAAUUCCUUCACAAAUGUGUUGAUGGCUGGACAUUGCAUCAUCCUAGAAAACUUGGAGGCCAGUGAGGACAAAAAUAAAAAGUUAUAAGACUUUUAAAUAUGUGGAUUUUUGGGUUAUCUUUGGCGCCCCCUAGAACCUAAACCGUGGGAUGCAGCGUCAUGAUUUGAAUAACUUUUAAUGGCCAUGGGGUGUAGAUUGGCCUGAGCAAAUGUGGUGCCGGUGGAACGAAAGCCUUCGGAGGAGUUAGCAAAAUUCCAAUGUGUGCGGAUCGGCAAAAAAUGCGGAAUAACCCUUUAACCGUACAUUUGACAGAUACGCGCGCAUUGACUUUUUCGUAGAUCUUAUUGAGAUACAUGUGUGUGUCAAUUUUUGUGUCAUUUUGCCAAAGCGUACAGGUGUUACACUCAACAAUGUGUAUUUUCACCUUAGGGGACAAGAAAAAAUGGACUUUUUUCUCCUGCCAUGGGGGGCGCUCUAUUGGGGAGUAAAAAUUCCUUCACAAAUGUGUUGAUGGCUGGACAUUGCAUCAUCCUAGAAAACUUGGAGGCCAGUGAGGGCAAAAAUAAAAAGUUAUAAGACUUUUAAAUAUGUGGAUCUUAGGGUUAUCUUUGGCGCCCCCUAGAACCUAAACCGUGGGGUGCAGCGUCAUGAUUUGAAUAACUUUUAAUGGCCAUGGGGUGUAGAUUGGCCUGAGCAAAUGUGGUGCCGGUGGAACGAAAGCCUUCGGAGGAGUUAGCGAAAUUCCAAUGUGUGCGGAUCGGCAAAAAAUGCGAAAUAACCCUUUAACCGUACAUUUGACAGAUACGCCCGCACUGACUUUUUUGUAGAUCUUAUUGAGAUACACGUGUGUGUCAAUUUUUGUGUCAUUUUGACAAAGCGUACAGGCGUGACAGUCAAUAGUGUGAAUUUUCACCUUAGGGGGCGCUAUGGAGCCAUUUUGCAUUUUCUUGUUUGGGCGACUUCGGAAUAUCAAAUUUUUCACCAGGCCCGGUCGUCCUGCCAAAUUUCAUGAGUUUUCGCCAGUGGGAAGUGGGCCAUUUUCCAGUUCAAAGGGGAGGAAAAAGAAGAAAGAACUAGGGCCCCGUUGGGGUACUGUCGGGCCCGAGCCGUGUCGCACCCGCCCCCAACGCGAUCGCCUCCCCCUCCCAUUCGCGUCCCCUGGCCAUCGCCCUCUCUGGUAACGCCCAUCACUGCAAAGACCCUUUUCCUUCAUCGGCGUUUGCUAUUCUUCCUGCCAGUGCUUGUCGCUUUCACUUACACUUGCCACAGCCAGCCUCGUGAGUGCCUGGCCUGGUUUGACCUUUGCUUACCAUGAUUGUGUGACCUUGGUAUCGGCUACUUGGGAAGUCCCACCGUCGUGGCAAAGCUUUGUUUGCGUGCUGUGCUCCUAUUUUCUAUGGAUGUUUAAGUAAACCACUUUCUUUUCUUACACAAUGACACACUCAUACUUAUCAUUCACUGUUACUGAUGUGCUCUGUUAGUAAGCAUGCAGGAAACCUGAUGAAUGAAGAAAUGCCCACACUUGCCAACAUCUUAAUAAAUUAUGAGGUAUGACAUCACUUGAAUGGUUUCCUUGGACUAUGCUUCCAUUAUUCUAAUUCUGUAAUAAAAAGAAAUUUUGUCCAAAAAGACUGUUGUUGUUAUUUCUUCUAAUAAGUAACAUAGUUAACAUAAUUAACUUUCAAUAUGCGCUCAUUACACACGUGCACACUCUUUGAUGAUCUAUGGACCAGAGCUUGAAAGACAGGAGGAGCAGCCGAACAAAGUGUAUUUGUAGGAAAGCCGUAAGAGCUAUUGAAACGCUGUUUUCGCAGGUUGAAAGGUUAGGGUCUCCACCAAAGGUCAGAGGUCAAAUAACAUUUGUAUCUCAAAAUGUGACGUCACAGUCAAGGUCCAAAGAUGGUGUGCGCACUUGUCUGUGGUCAUUUCCCAUUAUAAUGAAUGGGAGGCGCAGUUUCUACCAAAACACUCGCUGCAGACAAACUUCAUGUCCUAUUUGAAAAAAGUCUGGACCAUGAGUGAGGGCACAAACACAGCUAGGAUAUAUCCAAAUGGCAGGUUGCUCCUCGUUACGGUGUUGCCGGGAGAGUGAUGCGAUUGAGCCAUUGAGUGAUGGGCAGGAAAAACUUGACUGUUUCUCCUGCCAUGGGGGUUGGGGGAUGGGGGGGGGGGGGGGGGGGGUGGAUUCUUUUAAGAAUGUGGAUAUUUGGGUCAUCUUUGGCGCCCCCUAGAACGUAAACCGUGGGGUGCAGCGUCAUGAUUUUUACAACUUUGAAUGGCCAUGGGGUGUAGAUUGGCCUGAGCAAAUUUGGUGUCAGUGGGACGAAAGCCUUAGGAGUAGUUAGCCACAUUCCAAUGUGUGUGAAUCGGCAAAAAAUGCGAAAUAGCCCUUUAACCGUACAUUUUACAGAUACGCGCGCAUUGACUUUUUCGUAGAUCUUAUUGAGAUACAUGUGAUUGUCAAAUUUUGUGUCAAUAUGACAAAGCGUACAGGUAUGACAGUCAACAAUGUGUUUUUUCACCUUAUGGGACAAGAAAAAAUGGACUUUUUUCUCCUGCCAUGGGGGGGCGCUCUUUUGGGGAGUAAAAAUUCCUUCACAAAUGUGUUGAUGGCUGGACAUUGCAUCAUCCUAGAAAACUUGGAGGCCAGUGAGGACAAAAAUAAAAAGUUAUAAGACUUUGAAAUAUGUGGAUUUUAGGGUUAUCUUUGGCUCCCCCUAGAACCUAAACCGUGGGGUGCAGCGUCAUGAUUUGAAUAACUUUUAAUGGCCAUGGGGUGUAGAUUGGCCUGAGCAAAUGUGGUGCCGGUGGAACGAAAGCCUUCGGAGGAGUUAGCGAAAUUCCAAUGUGUGCGGAUCGGCAAAAAAUGCGGAAUAACCCUUUAACCUUACAUUUGACAGAUACGCGCGCAUUGACUUUUUCGUAGAUCGUAUUGAGAUACAUGUGUGUGUCAAUUUUUGUGUCAUUUUGCCAAAGCGUACAGGUGUUACACUCAACAAUGUGUAUUUUCACCUUAGGGGACAAGAAAAAAUGGACUUUUUUCUCCUGCCAUGGGGGGGCGCUCUUUUGGGGAGUAAAAAUUCCUUCACAAAUGUGUUGAUGGCUGGACAUUGCAUCAUCCUAGAAAACUUGGAGGCCAGUGAGGGCAAAAAUAAAAAGUUAUAAGACUUUUAAAUAUGUGGAUCUUAGGGUUAUCUUUGGCGCCCCCUAGAACCUAAACCGUGGGGUGCAGCGUCAUGAUUUGAAUAACUUUUAAUGGCCAUGGGGUGUAGAUUGGCCUGAGCAAAUGUGGUGCCGGUGGAACGAAAGCCUUCGGAGGAGUUAGCGAAAUUCCAAUGUGUGCGGAUCGGCAAAAAAUGCGAAAUAACCCUUUAACCGUACAUUUGACAGAUACGCCCGCACUGACUUUUUUGUAGAUCUUAUUGAGAUACAUGUGUGUGUCAAUUUUUGUGUCAUUUUGACAAAGCAUACAGGCGUGGCAGUGAAUAGUGUGAAUUUUCACCUUAGGGGGCGCUAUGGAGCCAUUUUGCAUUUUCUUGUUUGGGCGACUUCAGAAUAUCAAAUUUUUCACCAGGCCCGGUCGUCCUGCCAAAUUUCAUGAGUUUUCGCCAGUGGGAAGUGGGCCAUUUUCCAGUUCAAAGGGGAGGAAAAAUAAUAAUAAUAACAAAAGAAGGAAACUACAGGAACAAGAGGGCUCUCGCAGCUGCUUAGCAGCUACGCUCGGGCCCUAAAGAAAGAAAGAAACAAAGAAAAACCACUUGGGGAAUAAUAGGGCCUACGCCCGGCUGCUCUGCAGCUGGCUCGGGCCCUAACUAGGGCCCCGGUGGGGCACUGUCGGGCCCGAGCCGCGUCGCGCCGCCCCCAGCGCGACCGCCUCCACCUCCCGAUCGCGUCACACUCUAGGUCCAAAGAUGGAGUGCGCACUUGUCUGUGGUCAUUUCCCAUUAUAAUAAAUGGGAGGCGCAUCUUCUACCAAAACACUCGCUGCAGACAAACUACAUGUCCUAUUUGAAAAAAGUCUGGACCAUGAGUGAGGGCACAAACACAGCUAGGAUAUAUCCAAAUGGCAAGUUGCUCCUCCUUUCGCUUUUGCCGAGAGAGCGAUGCGAUUGAGCCAUUGAGCGAUGGGCAGGAAAAACUUGACUUUUUCUCCUGCCAUGGGGGGAGGGGGGGGGGAUGUGGAUUCUUUUAAGAAUGUGGAUAUUUGGGUCAUCUUUGGCACCCCCUAGAACGUAAACCGUGGGGUGCAGCGUCAUGAUUUUUACAACUCUGAAUGGCCAUGGGGUGUAGAUUGGCCUGAGCAAAUUUGGUGUCAGUGGGACGAAAGCCUUAGGAGGAGUUAGCCACAUUCCAAUGUGUGCGAAUCGGCAAAAAAUGCAAAAUAGCCCUUUAACCGUACAUUUUACAGAUAUUUGCGCAUGACUUUUUAAUAGAUCUUAUUGAGAUACACGUGAUUGUCAAAUUUUGUGUCAUUUUGACAAAGCGUACAGGCGUGACAGUCAACAAUCUGUAUUUUUACCUUAUGGGACAAGAAAAAAUGGACUUUUUUCUCCUGCCAUGGGGGGGCGCUCUUUUGGGGAGUAAAAAUUCCUUCACAAAUGUGUUGAUGGCUGGACAUUGCAUCAUCCUAGAAAACUUGGAGGCCAGUGAGGACAAAAAUAAAAAGUUAUAAGACUUUUAAGAAUGUGGAUUUUUGGGUUAUCUUUGGCGCCCCCUAGAACCUAAACCGUGGGGUGCAGCGUCAUGAUUUGUACAACUUUUAAUGGCCAUGGGGUGUAGAUUGGCCUGAGCAAAUUUGGUGCCGGUGGAACGAAAGCCUUCGGAGGAGUUAGCGAAAUUCCAAUGUGUGCGGAUCGGCAAAAAAUGCGAAAUAGCCCUUUAACCGUACAUUAUACAGAUACGCGCUCUUUGACUUUUUUGUAGAUCUUAUUGAGAUACACGUGUGUGUCAAAUUUUGUGUCAAUAUGACAAAGCGUUCAGGCAUGACACUCAACAAUGUGUAUUUCACCUUAGGGGACAAGAAAAAAUGGACUUUUUUCUCCUGCCAUGGGGGGGCGCUCUUUUGGGGAGUAAAAAUUCCUUCACAAAUGUGUUGAUGGCUGGACAUUGCAUCAUCCUAGAAAACUUGGAGGCCAGUGAGGACAAAAAUAAAAAGUUAUAAGACUUUUAAGACUGUGGAUUUUUGGGUUAUCUUUGGCGCCCCCUAGAAUGUAAACCGUGGGGUGCAGCGUCAUGAUUUGUACAACUUUUAAUGGCCAUGGGGUGUAGAUUGUCCUGAGCAAAUUUGUUGCCGGUGGAACGAAAGCCUUCGGAGGAGUUAGCGAAAUUCCAAUGUGUGCGGAUCGGCAAAAAAUGCGAAAUAGCCCUUUAACCGUACAUUUGACAGAUACGCCCGCACUGACUUUUUUGUAGAUCUUAUUGAGAUACACAUGUGUGUCAAAUUUUGUGUCAUUUUGACAAAGCGUACAGGCGUCAGGUGAGUUUUCACCAUAGGGGGCGCUAUGGAGCCAUUUUUCAUUUUUUUGUUUUGGCGACUUCAGAAUAUCGAAUUUUUCACCAGGCCCGGUCGUCCUGCCAAAUUUCCUGAGUUUUCGCCAGUGGGAAGUGGGCCAUUUUCCAGUUUAAAGCGGAGGAAAAAUAACGAAAGAAGAAUCCAUCAGGAACAAGAGGGCUCUCGCAGCUGCUUAGCAGCUACGCUCGGGCCCUAAUAACAAAAGAAGGAAACAUGCAGGAACAAGAGGGCUCUCGCAGCUGCUUAGCAGCUACGCUCGGGCCCUAAUAACAAAAGAAGGAAACUACAGGAACAAGAGGGCUCUCGCAGCUGCUUAGCAGCUACGCUCGGGCCCUAAAAAUCCUCACUUGAGGAUUUCAGGUUUUCACAGUUCAGAUUCAGCGACUUACUUUUGCAUAGGGAGCACUUUGUACAACCUUGAAUUUUGUGAGAGUAUAACUGUUAGUGUGAAGAAUUUAGGUUUAAAUAUACAAAGCAUGGUCCUUAAAACAACCCAGGAUAAGAACCAUUGGACUCUGAACUGUAUAGUAAACACUGGGACCUGUGAUGGAGAACACAGGGUUUACUGGUUCAGAAGCUCAGAGGAGUCUCAUCCAGGAAUCAUUUACACACACGGAGGCAGGAGUGACCAAUGUGAGAAGAAACUUAACUCAAAAUCACACACUUGUGUCUACAAUUUGGAAAUGGACAACCUGAAUCAGUCUGAUGCUGGGACCUACUACUGUGCUGUAGCUUCAUGUGGACGGAUACUGUUUGGAAACGGGACCAAGCUUGACUUUAAAGGUGAGUCUCUUCCGAACGGACACAGUGAUAAUCAGUCUAGUUAGUUGGAUAUUCAAUAAUAAUGAAUAAGGCUAAGCUUAAAUAUUUUGUAACAUCCUCUGCAGAUGACCGAUUCUCUCCCAUCUUGGUGUACUUCUUGAGUGGAUCGUUGGCAUUUACCAUCAUGCUGCUUGGUCUGCUGGUGUCAUUAACACAUAUUUGUUCAGACAACAACACAAACUGCUGCCUGGGUACAGGUAGGUUAAUCCAACAAGCACGUCUAAUUGUGUAUUUAAAAAGAAAAAUACUGAAUUAAUGAUGUUUGAUCAUUAAAAUAACAUAAAAUUCAGAAAAUAUGUUUCAGCCCUAUAUAUACACAGCCACAUGAUUUGCAGGUCUGAUGCCCUCUUGUCUUACUAGUAUUUAUAUAAAGAGGAAGCUGGCCCUUAAUUCCUUAGCUUAAAGCUGAUUAACUUAUCAGUCUCUUUUAAACUAGUAAGUUUUAAAGUAAUGGUUAUUCUCUCAAUAAGCUUUUAAUUACUGCGUAUUCAUGGCAAAUAAAGCUGCUAUACAAUAAAACCCAUUUUAAUUAUGUUCAGAUUCCCACGAGACAGUCAUUCUUCCUUCGUAAGACUCAAUAAAAAUGGUCAAUUCUUAUGUCAUAGAACACAAUUACGAUUUUUAACAGAGUCCUAAUGACUUGAAAUUAAUAGAAAAUAUCUAAUGUUUUCCAUUCUAAAGAGACUGAUUCACUGUUAGUUUGACUCUUAUUAAUCCACAGUGAACAGAUGAAUUUGGAGUAGAGCUGUUGUAUUGGGUUGCAUUAGGUUGCCCGGGAGGCAAUUUAUUAUUAGAACUGGUCAGAGUUCAGUAUCUUUGUAAUCCUGCACACACCAAUAAUUGUCAGCUGUAAUAAUAUCACAAGUUUAGACCACCACUAAAGGAGAUAUUUCUUCUUUUGGUGACAUUGUUUUUCUUCCACUGCACACCUACAGCAGUUUUAUUUUGCUUCUGUAAAUUUUAUUUUAUUUUAUUUUUAAAGAGUGCUUAACUUUUGUUUGUUAUUCUUUAGUUUCAUUUGUUUUUGGUAUUUUUUUAAGAUGGGACACUCACCAGGGAUGGUUUUCCCUUGUCAGAAAUGAGACAUGUUAAAAUUAACUACAGUAUAUGGUGAGUCUUAAACCUAAUACAGACAGGAUCUAUGUUUGCGUAAGCUAUCGGCCAUAACCAUGGAGAGUUUGUGAGAGCAGAGUGUUUAAAGCAUAGACUGUGAAUGGACAGAGUCUGCCUCCUCACGGGGUGAAGCCACUCCGAGAACAGCACCCUCUGUUGAUGGGCUGCAGUAUAGGUCAUAAAGUUUAUGGGGCUGUGGACCAACUUCAGAAAUUUAUAACACAGAACAUGCAUUUUUCUCCCCCCUGGUCGUGAUGUUGAAAUGUAGUUAUUGUAAGACUGGUUUGUGCUCAAGUCCUCUUUUUUUCUGUGAAGCUCCGUUUUUAAAGUUAUUAGGGGGCUCAUGUUUGCCAUGAUUGACACCUGAUACAGCCUAUGGGCGUUCAGGGAUUGAGUAGCUCUCCCGGCGGAUACACUGUUUGAGCCGAGCGUCAUCACAGCGACUCUCUGCAACUGCACGGCCGAAUGCGCACAACGCUACUGCACAGCGCUGGUUUCACGAAAUAAAGAAAAAAUCCCGGAAAUACCGAGAGCUAUUUGGCUUCAAAUCCGUGUACAGGCGGCAGGCGGAACCAAGUUGUCCAUAAUAUAUACAGUCUAUGGUUUGAAGCCAUGGAGUUGCACAUAUCAUUUUGGGGAACUGCAGAAAAGGCACGGCAAGUUUAUUUGUAUAGCAUAAUUCAUACACAAGACAAUUCAAAGUGCUUUACAGAUACAAGACGAUAUUCUAGAAAUCAAAAAAGGGACUAAAGGGGUUAAAAAUCAAUAAGACAAACAGAUAAAUUUUUUCAUCUGUUCCAUGUUUGACCUUACUUUUUAUGAAAAUCAUCAUUUACUGGGAAAAUGAAAUAAAUCACAAGCUUUUGGACAAGGAUCAUGGCAUGUAUCAUGGCACUUCUGCCUCCUCCCCACAAUGACCGUGCAUAAUGCUGUGUCAGUUUGCAUGUGCCUUUCAAACAUGCUAAGUUUAUUUUAUUAAACACAAGUUAACCUGCAAAAACUGAAACUUUAAAAUCAUGUUGCUUUUUCACAUAUUUUAGAGGCUCAACAGUCACCUAAUUGUAUCCAAAUUAGCAGGAAAUAUACCACAGAAAGGCAAAACAACCUGCUGUGAGCAUGUUGUUUGUUUGUUGCUGCACUACGCAGCUGCCAUGCUCCAAAUACGCACCCUGUGUGCGAUAGACAUCGCUGUUCGAUGGAGCAGAUACACGACGCCGAUGGAACAGGUUCAACACGAACCAUGUAUCUUUUUGGCUUUACACCCCAGUCAAAUGGGCCACCCCAGUCAAAAAGAUCUUGAUGCGCCCCUGCUUGUUUGGUACCUCAUCUUGAGUAAUUUUAGCUCAUCAACACACAGAUCCAUGCUGAAAAAAGGGUGCUGCUCCAGGGUGCGAAUAUCUCUGUGUCAGAAACUGAAAGUUAAGGGCCCCUGUCUGUAAUUUUAUCUCAUUUUAGUUAGGUUCAAUACAAUUUUAGUUUAUCCUGUUCUGUUAAGCUGCAGGGGGGGAGUUCUGUUAAUGAAAAUGUUUUUGACACUUUAUUAUUUUGGAAUUUUCUACUUUACAUUAAGGACAAUAACCUUGCUCCACUGAAUAGGAAUAGAGUCUGUGUAUCUUAAUAGACAACAGGUCAACUGCGCAAUAGCUGUGUGCUGACUGGAUCAACUAAGAGGACGCAACUUCGGAGUAGGGGACCAGUGUGGAUAAGAUAGUAUCAUACUAACAAUGAAUUUCCAUUUUAAGUUGUGUUGUUGUGACAUAAGAAUAAGCUAUAUCUAUCAAGAUUUAUAAAGGAAGAAUGACUUUAGUGGUACUUCCACCUUAAUCAGCCCUUAUUCAGCAAAUUAUAUAAAGAUGGUAAUUCGUGCACAACUUUCUUAAUAGCCUUUAACAACAGUAAUUAGAUGGUAACAAAAGUAAACAACUUGAUUAAUAACAUACUUGUAGCAAAAUAUAGUCAAACAAGGUCAAAAGUGCCUUUAAGAGGCUAAUCUAGAGCCAACAUGCUGCAUCUUUACGUACUACGAAGUGACUAACUGAAUGUUGAUAUGUGUCUCAUAGUAUGAAGUGUGACCAAAAUGCCUCUAGAUUAGAAAUGCUGUUUCUCUGCCAUUAAAUGAUCAACUGUAACGAAGAAAUCCUUCAACCACAAGAUCAAAAAAUGUGUUUUUAAUUCUUUGACACCAGACGCUCAGGUGAGGCCUUCAAGUGGCUCCAUCCUCAAAGCAGAGGUGAGUGUGAAGAACAAUGAGGAACGAGAACUUGUGUAUUAUCAGGUUUAAUAGAUAAAAUAUCAGCACUAAGCUCCAUUUUUCAGUUUUACAUUCCUACCUUUCUUUGCUACAGCUUGAAAUACAAAGAUGAAAACAAGACAGUAAAAGUUCUUUAUUCAGAUCGUUUUAUCAUUUCAUGGCUUGAUAAACAUGCUCAUGAUCAUGAUACUGAAUGAUAUAACUAGUUGUUUAAAUUUCAUUCCCAGGGUUUCAAAGAUGCAGGUGAUGCCACCUGGAGUGAAUGUGUGUACUACACACUCAGGCGGUAAACUGGACUGGUACCAGAGUUUCAGGGAAAGACAAGAAUCUCAUAGAUUCCCCUUCCAGGACCUCAAACUCCUCCAGCUACAGCUAAACUAUGUUUCUCUGAAAUGACUCUGAUUCUGUUUCCUCUCAGACACACAACUUACAUAGCUAAUAUCUGGGGUUACUGUGGGCUGGUAUAACAAUGUCAAUGCAUGCUGCUCAGAGCAUGGACGCCUUUUUUUUUCACAAAUAAAACCCUCAUCUGGACAAUAUGAACACAUGAAAAGUCCCACCCUUGUCUUUUGGUCACUGUUUGCGGUUACUCAUUUAAUCAGCUGUGCUAUGUGCUCUCUGAAGCUACUUUGCUCUGUUUGACUGCAGGGUUUGAACAGGCUACUUUCAUGCAUCGCAGCAAGUCACUUUUGACCCUAUUCAAACACGAUAGGGGUUGUUUGUGCACAGUAAUAAUAAGAAGCAAAAGGUUUGUGUUAAGUCCAUAUCUCUUAACAUCAGUGAAUGCUUCAAGUUAAAUUUUAAUCUACACAUUUUGUCUUUUAAUAUUAAGUUACAAAAUGUUGCUCUAAUUUGCUUCUUUAAUCUUUUUGUUGUUAUUAUUAGUCUACUAGAGACUCUAAAUUCAAAGUUGUCAACAAGUCAAGAGCAUAGAUUUGAUUCACCGUCUACCAUCAUUGUUUCUGUAAGGAAAGACAUUUCCCUUUGACUCUGCCCCAUUAAGUUUAAAUACAUAAAUGAACGUUUUAUAACACAGCUUUUAUCUAUAACCAGUUUUUAUCCAUAAAGUGUUGAAUUACAAUUAUAGUUCUCUAUAGACCAUAUUUUUGUCAUUUUUGCUUAGCAGUGUUUUUUUUAAAUGACCUGUGCUGUAAAAUGUGCAAAAUAAAAAAUAAACAUUAAUCCUGAACAUUAUGUGUUCAUAUUAUUUCAGGCUGUUGGAUAAUUCAAUGAACCGCAGUCUUAUAGUAAAGAUUGAUUUGUCUCAUCAUGUUUCCCCUGGAUAAUAUUUGCAAAUAAUGUUUUUGUAAACCCCAACAAUAAGAAAAAAUUGGAUGGAGUUAACAAAGAUGGAUAUACUAUAGUCACUGUGUUACUGUGUUUUGUGAUGUUUUGGUCACUUUAGCCAGUGUUUAUUUUCUUGACAGAUUUUAUAUAAAAAUAGACUGUAAAGUUGCCUGUGCUUAAUUUGUAAAAUGGGUGUACUGGCCCUUUAAAUUCAACUUCAAGCUUUCCUGCUCAGUUGCAGUUCAGCUCAUGGCUGUUGGGGGGCCACGUUGUGCGCAGAAAAAGAUCAGACAGAGCAGUUUCAUAGACUUGUCCUGCUGGCUCUAAAGAUUGACGUGUGUGGAGGAAAUUUCAUGGUCACUAUUGGUAAACGUCUUGUCUCGCAUUAUCAGAGCUCAGAGGAACAGUCAGUGCUGCUUCUGUCUUUAUUUUUAACAGCUGAUCAAAAUUUUAAAAGAAACAACAAAGGAGUUACACCACCUGUAGUCACUAUAUCUAAUCAUGGUUUGUAUUUUCAAAGUUGCAAAUCAAGUACUGCAACUCCCCUCGAUAUCAAUAAAAAAACAAAGUUGAAUAAAAGUACAUUUGUGUGCAUUUUAGAGACUUUUUACAAACACACAUGAAGACAGAGCUGUGUGUCUAAGUCAGGUGAGGUUAAAAAAAGUCUGGGUUCCCGCUCUGGUCAAAUCCACUCACGUCAACUGCAACCGAAGUGGCUUUGUCCCCCUCCACUCCCUCUCUGACAGGAUGUCUAUGUGGUUUUGUUUGUUUGUUUCAGCUGCUUCUCAUGAACUUCUGCUUUGCACCAUGCACUCGGUCUAGUGCAUUGAUCUUCACUCUUAAGCUUGAUGAUUACUCAAAAAAAUGAUGCAUGAGAACUAGUGUAUCACAUCACAAUGAAGAAGAAAUUCUGGAGGAGGAGUGAAGGAGGAGUUUAAGGUGUGCGAGGGCUGCAACUGUAGCUGCACGUUUGUCUUCUUUUGUAAGAGACCAUCAGUAAAAGUCGCUGUGCAAUGACACUCGGCUAACACUUCAUCUCUUUGCAUCAGAGUGUGGAGGAGCAGAAAUGACCAAAAUAGGCUGAGGACUCAUCUCCACACUGAAGCAAAAAACAAUCCUCUGUGGUUGUUUGCGGUUUGAACAACCGUCCUCUGUUCAUGGGCUCUUACUGUCAGACAAACUUGUUGGUGCUGCUUGCAACAUCACUUCUGCAGCUGUUUUUGUCACUCUGCAGACAUUUCUGAGCACAGUUUGAAGGUGUCGUCCCCAUAUACCAUGAUCUGCUAACUGUGAGAUCAGUGUUAGUCAGUCUUUUUGUAGUUUCCACACAGAAUACUGUAUCUACUGAAACCACAAGUAUACAAAGAGCUUAAUGAUGAUGGUUAUUCUUUGAAUAUUAAAGUAGUGCUCAUGCCUUGUGAAGCAGAUUUUGCACUCUUUUGUCCCCACAGUGACCACAGUGAUGGUUCAUUGCAGCUGUGAUAGGUGCAUAUCAGACUUUAGCUUUAUGGGGCCUAAAUCAAACAAACUCAAACCCUGUGAGGAACUUUCAAAUUGUGCCAAAUAUUUGCUUUUUGCCAGCUGUGUAAUAAAAGGGCAUCUUCUGGAAAAAAAAAUCUUUAUCCUUUUGACUUUAAGAAUUGAAUGCAUCAUUUAUUGUGAAUUGUGGAAACUAAAAACACAGGGCUGCCCUCUCACCAGUUUAAAAAUUACAAUAUGAAAAUCGUUCAAACCUUUUUGCAGAGGGUCUUGUUUGCCUUCCUUUAUCAUAAGAGGAGAUAGACCUGAAUUUCUGUCUAAUUCACACACAUCAAAAAACUCCUCACAGGAGCUUUAAGUACAGUUGUAAAGAUGUCCAGGUUUACUGUCUGACACUGGAGUAAACACAUUCACUCCUGACGUCCUCCCUCGGUCUUGUUGACCUUGUGACUUUGCCCUUCCUUAAAGCAGCAUAAUGGAGGCUGUCUGCCUCCUGUUCAUCCUGGUAAUGAUAUAAAAUAAACAGAUAAAACAGAUUAAGAAAAUAUUGAAAGUAUCAACAUCCAUAACAGUAAAUAUAAGGUACUGCUGCAGAGUAUGUAGAUUCAUAGGUUUGGCAAAAUCGUAAAAGCUUUGAAUGCAGUUUUUGAUAUAUUGAACUAAAAAUCAUACAGGUGUUGCUUUAAAAUGUAUCACAGUGGGAGAACUUUUGAAAUACUCACUGCUACAUUGACAUUUGAGGCCGCUGGAGUUCCUGCUUGAUGGUCUGCUGUGGAACAGAAAUUCCAUUAAAAACACAUCUGUUACGCCUGACUCUGUGCUAAAGAUAUUGGAUUAAGGCCCUUAAUUAUUAUUAGGUGGACUUUAAAUGUUUCCACUCUCAUUCCCUUUAGGAGUCAGGUGUGCCUUUCACCCUUCCAGGACUUUGUGGUUCCUAUAUGCAGGCCAGCUCAUUAUACAUAAAGUCUCUUAAAGUGGUCUGGGAGGAAGAGUAUUCAGUUUCCAGGCCCUCUCCUCUGGAAUCAUGUACCAGUCGAGGUAUGUGUGGGGGCAGACACCCUCUCUACUUUAAGAGUAGAUUAAACUUUUUUUUUAUUUUUUAUAAAGCUUAUUGUUAGACAUGGUCCAGUCCUGGUCCAGCUCUUAGUUAUUCUGCAAUAGAUUAGACUGCUGGGGUUACUGGUACAUUGAGCACAUUUCCGUCCUUCUCCAUCCCCUUUCCGUCUAUGUCAUUAACUUUGGAUCAUCAAGUCUUAUUGUAUUCUCUAAAACAUAGUCUUUUUCUGGGAGUCCCUGAGCUCCAUCAUGCUGUUGAUUCCUCUGGAUCACUGCCGCUGACAUUUAGCUGCUGUGGAUCUGCCGACUUUCCAGCUGCCUCAACUACGUGCAUCAGUCUCUCCUCAGUCCAUCUGUCUCUUUCUCCAUCUCCCUCUAUCUAAACCCAGCUCAGUUUCAGCAGAUGACUAACAUGAGUCCUCUCCACUGUAACUUGCUAAAUGCUGUAAAAUGCUUCACUCAUGGUUGAAGAUGGGACAGAAGACAGUGCUCAAUUUCAUCCCAUCUUUACGUUGGUUCUUUCUAAAUAGAGUAUGGUCCAGACCAAAUCAGUCAAGUGGUUCUUUGAACAAUUACUAUCAGAUGUUAAAACAACAACUGUUAAGCCUACCUGUGCAUUUACAGCAGCUUGUCUUGUACAAUGUUGAAGCUUUGUAAGCCAGGAAAACAACCAGCAUGGUGACGAAGGCCAAAACUGCACUCAAGAAAUACACCAAAGCAAGAUCGUGAUCUGCAGAUGAACAGAGGAAACCAUUAGCUUUUUCAGUCAAAUCUCCACAGUUACACUUCAAUCAUUAAAUGCGUACCUUUAAAAUCCAGCUUGGUCCCAUUUCCAAACAGGAUGUGUCCACACGAGACGACAGCGCAGUAGUAGGUCCCAGUGUCAGAAAGAUUCAAGCUGUAGACGCAGGUUUGUUGGUUGUAUCUCCUCUCACACUGAUUGUUUCUCCCUCCAUGGGUGUAAAUGAGUCCUCGAUGAGACUCCUCAGAGUUUCUAAACCAGUAAACACUGUGUUCUCCCUCACAGGUCUCAGUUUGGACAGUACAGUUCAGAGUCACAGAGCCCCCUGGCUGGAUGGUCUCAGAUCCUGGCUGAUGGAUGAUGGUUGGAACCUUUAAACCUAAACUCUUUACAUGGACGAUAACACCUCCAAUAAAUUUGAAUCUGUAAGAAUAGCCACUCAAGCAGUAGUAUGUAGCCGCAUCAGAAUUUUGAACAUUUGAGAUCUUCAGGUGGUUUUUACCAACGUCAGUAUCCAGUUCAAAGCGUGGGUUGUUGUUAAAUUCGCCGAUCAGGGAGCCAUUUUUGUUAUGCUUGUAAAAUUUAGACACAAGCUCUGGUUUCUGUCCCAGAGUUUGUUUGUACCAGUAAAACAUCACCGCUACACUUUCCUCAUAGAAACAUUUCAAGGUCACGUCUUCAUUGAUAUUCACUGAAAGGAAAUGCAAAGGUGAUGACAGAUCCAUGGGUGUUGAUCCUACUGAGGAGAAAAUACAGACCAAGUAAGUGUGUACAGUAAGUCCAUAUAAUAAGUGACAGCAUCUUUUACAACACUUAAGUGUAACUGACCACAUCAAAACAUGCAGAAAAGAGACUAAAUGCUCUUUGAAAUUAUACUGCUUACCCACAUUUCCUAUGAGCAGAUAUGCCACAGACAGAACAAACUUCAGAGGUGUCAUUUUGUCAAAGUUGCUGGAGUUCUGUGAGAGGAUCUACAAAUGAUGUCUACUCUUUAUGGACACGAUGUCAUUUAUCUGGCCAAUCAGAGGAGGUCACAUGGUAAGUGAUCACAUGCAGAUAUGCACACACAUGCGCAUUCUAGAAUCAUAAACAGAGGGGUAUUUUAUCUUUUGAAACUGAUGAAUACUGUUGAAAAUAGAGCACAACUGGGCGUGGUUUUGAGUGUCAGUAGAGGAGGGACCAGACUUUAAGUACAGACCCCCUGCUGUAGACCUCACUUCUAUCACAGGCUGUAUCUUUGUCCAUUUUUGUUCUUCGUGACUUUAUGAGGGAUUUAUCUCCUUUUUCUAUAAGGUUUGAAACGAAUCAAAAUAGUGUCUUUGAUGCUUUUGGACCAGAGUUAGCUUGGAGCUCAUCACAAAUGACGAUGUGAUCCAUAGCAACCACUUCGCAAAAAUGCUUAUAUGAGACACUGUGUAGUCCAUUUACCCAGUGAAACACAGUUUUUGGCAAACUAGAAAAAGUGGUGACCAUAGCACACACAGCAUUGAGAACUAAGGAGAUGUUAUUAUGUAUUAUUCUGUGUUUCCAUUAAAUGUUUUCGCAAAAUAAAAGCGAUGUUUAUCAAAUUUCGACAAAGUACAAUUGCGAUUUGCAGGUGUUUCCAUUGAAUGGUGUUCAGUGCAUAAGCGAGCCCUCUGCCUCUCGCGAGCCGUGUUUGAAUGGCCGUUUCCUGGCAACGAGGUAAACUUCCUGCCCGUGCGACCUUGUAUUCCUUAAGCCUUUUUGCACACCAACAUGGACGAGACACAAAACAUUUUGCGUUUUGGAGCAGCUAUUUCUGUGACCAUUACCGCUGUUGCCCCUGCUGUCAUUAAAAGACGAAGGCAGCGGGUGAUAAUUCAAAGGCAAAGCCCGUAUGUAUGGGAGCAGACACGUAUGAGGGAUUUCUGGGAGAGGAUCGUUAAUGAGGAAUUCACAGACGAAUUGUGGAUUCAAAACUUCAGAAAAAUACAAUUACAAUUCAAAACUUCAGAAAUAACUCUGUCUCCUCCCCCGUCCACACAUACCGCGCCAUCUUUGCUUGAAAUGAACUGGUCACAUGACCCGCUUCGUCACGUCCGGUGACAGAGAAUUGCAAGAAUAGUGUUUCCAUUACACUUUUGCGAUAUACUUCUAUAUCGACACGUCUGAAAAACCACCUCAUGAGAGCGUAAAAACUUUUUAGGGAUAUUUGAGAGGUUUUUCGAAAUUUAGGUGUUUCCAUUACCAGUUUUCGAUUGCGAUAUUUAGGUUUUGCGUUUUACCCGGUUUCAUGGGUAAUGAAAACGCAACUAAUGAUACCAAUGCCAUUAUUUAAUAUUUUUGUGGGAUUGUACAUGUGGAAAAAGUAGGUCAAAACAGGUUUACGUUGUCGUCGUUUUCUUCCGCUUCACCCAGGUCCGGGUAGCGGGGGCAGCAGCUUCAGGAGGGAAGCCCAGAAGGCCCUCACCCCAGCCACUUCCACCAGCUCCUCUGGGGGGAUUCCCAGGCGCUCCCAGGCCAGGCGAGAGAUAUAAUCCCUCCACCUGGUCCUGGGCGGGCCCCGAGGUCUCCUCCCGGUGGGACAUGUCUGGAACACCUCUAACGGGAGGCGUCCAGAAGGCAUCCUAACCAGAGGCGAAGGGUCAGACUAAGAACGGUUCAGAAGACCCUCAUGGAAAACAACAAAGGGAAACAGUGUACCCGGCCCGGAGUGACACCGGGGCCCCACCCUGGAUUGGGGCUCGCUGGCGAGCGCCUGGUGGCCGGGCCUGCACCUAUGGGGCCCGGCCGGGCUCAGCCCGAACGAACCAUAUGGGCACAGCCUCCUGUGGACCCACCACCCGCAGGAGGAACUUGAAGGGUCCGGUGCUUGACGGAUUGGGUGGCUGACAAAGGCGGGGGCCUUGGCGGUCUGAUCCUCAGUUAUGGAACAGGUCUACGGCAGUUUUAAUAUCACUUUUGAUGGGAUCAUAGAUACAAUCUGAACAAAGAACAAGCAUCUGCACAGUCUCAACUCUGAUGUUCCCUGUCAAAUAAAUCAUCGCUGAAACAGACAUUUUAUCACCAGAGAGCUGUCGGUCUCACAGAGCAAGAGAAUUUUACAUUAAGUCAGUAAGUCAUACUUCCAUAUUAUUAAAGCUGACAUUAUGGCGGCUAACAAUGGCGACUGAGAUGGUCUCCUGUCCCUUUCUGCCAUGAUUACUUCCUCGACUGCUUGGUCAUCGUUAACAUUGACUGCCUCGUGCCAUGUGUGAUGUCAUUGGUAUCAAGAGACACAGAAAUAAGUGAGUAAGCAUCAAGAGUGGAAUGGUUAAGCACACAACUGCACACAUUUCCAACACUGACCUCUGACCUUCUUACAGUAGAAUGCUAAUGAUAUAUAUUAUGGCACAGUAUUAAAACUUUUGGCAGCCAUGUUGCCUUGAACUGAUAACAUUUAAAGGGAUAUUCCGGUGCUUGCUUCUCUAGUCAAACCAACUUCAGUAAUGACUGCACGACAGCAAUAGACAGCGGUCUACGCCUCCAUGCACAAACCUCAACCAAAAAGCCACUCUAUAACCACAAAUGAUGCUCAGAACAGCACCUAACUUCAUCAACAUUACAUAUAGGGUCCCAGCCAUAGUACAGGCACCAAAGAUCUUUUUAGCUUUGCCUGGUUUCUUUAGCAAAGUGACCAAACACGACUCACCCACUCUCCUCCAGCAGCCGCUUGUUUGUGGGGGAACCCUGACAAGUUGAUCACUGAGUGCAGCGAAAAAUUAUGAUUCUUACUUCAUAGAAAUACAAUCAGAGUUACUGUGUAUCUUGUAUGUACACUGCAGAGGCGGUAGUUCUUCUGCCUUAGUGUCUCGGUCUGGCUUAAAUUUACACCAGAAUAUCCCUUUAAUGCUAUUUUUAACAGCAGUAAAGAUUCAUGUUUUUCUUCAGUGCUCUUAGAUUAGUGGACAGGGGCCUGUGGUCAAUACUUCUGUGUGAAUUCACCCUAUUGUGAGCACUGCAUACUUGUCCACUGGAGCAUCCAUGUCACUGUACAACACACACUAGGUGGUCGUGCGAUUUUUAUUCAUAUUGUCGGUUCUUGGUCUCAUCACGCCUCUGCUUGUUUUUGCAAAGGAAACCAUGGCAACUGACAUUAAUUUCAUUUUAUGGGAGCUGGAGCUAAAAAUUGUUGAGCUGCAACUGAUGAUGUUGCAGUUAUUGCAAUGAAGAAAAGACAGAGGGGAGCUUUCUAAAUCAGAGUAGACAACUGUAAUGUUGGAAAUGCAGUAACUAUAACGCUAUCCGGAGAACCAAUCACAGGGCCUGCAGUCGGGAUGUUUUUGAUGCACACAUCGGGUCAUGCACAAUGGCAGGGUUAUGCAAAUUCAUCCAUAGACUUAAUAUGACUUAGAUUUGAUGCAAAAGUACAAAUCAGGCCUCAGCUGGAAGAGCCUCUCAUUGGUUCAUGAGCCCUUGGGUUGUUUUGAACCGGGCUGGUGAGAACCAGUCAGAACGACGUUUAAUUUAAUUAAAAGGUCAAAUCAACCAUAUUUUUAUCUAUUGCAUUUAAGCAAAAGUUUAGAAAUCAAAACAUUUGCUGACCAGGUUCAGUGUGGUUCAAAGCUUCAUAUGCAGAGCAUGCAGGGUGAGAGGUCUUUCCAGUUAAUGAGCUAGUAUGAAAAAAGAAAGAAAGAAAGACAGAAAGAAAGACACAUUUGACAUUAAAAUGUUUUUUACUAGGGUUUCUGAAAAAAAAAGGGGGGACAAAGACUUUAAGGGUGAUAUAAUCUUGAUUUCCUGCAGAUCUUACAAAAACUAUACACUGCCUGCUCUCUGUUUUUCACUUGGUGUCCACAGCUUGUUUCCGGCAUCUCACUCAUGAGCUUGUUUUCACAAAGGGUCUGUGAGAGAAGGUUUGCAAAGGUGUCAGAUGUUGUGGCCUGAAGGCAGCAGAUUGGUCUUCCUGUGUUUAACCUUGGCUAGGACAAGUUUCCAUCGAUGGAAACUUACACACUGCAGUUCACACUACUUUUACCACAGAGCCGAGAAGUGGCUCUGUGAGCUGGCUGCAGACUGAAAGAAGCUACUUGAGUGCACGUACACAGCUCAAGAAGUUAUUUAUAGAUUAGCGGGGGGAUUUUCAUGAGCGUGCUUGUCUUUAUUUGUCUCUGGUAUCAAAAUCUAAGUGCAGACCUCUCUUGCUUUCAUUCACACUUUUUACAAAGCAACAACUUCAGACACAUUGACCAGAGGAAACUGGUCAGUAUUAUCAAAAGCACCUCUUCAUGCAAAGUGACUGAUUUGUCAAACUACCUUAAAAAGCAAUAAAUGUAAAGGCUAAGCACUUCUUUACUCUUUCCUACUCUUCACUCUGGAGUACACACAAUCUAACUCUGCACCUCCCACUUGGUGAUGUCGCUCACUGCUUCUGUUCAGAUUCAGAGCUGCAUAAUGGAUAUCUGCAUCCUGGCCCUGAUAAUGACAACAAGACAAAGACGGAUGUUGUAGGAAAUCUCAUAUUUAAGGAAUAAGUGUGAGUACGUAUAUUUAAGAAAGUUUGCCAUUCAACCUACCACUGCGUCAGAUGUUUCAGAGCCUACCAGAUGAGAAACCAUUCCUGUAAAUCAAAGCACCUGUAUGAUCAAGUCGAUCAAAAACAGAGCAACUUAAAGUUCUUUAACAUCCUUAAAAAUUAUCCUACCUUUGCAGACGGGGCACAACUUAUUUUUCAACCUGUGCACAAUGAACACCAAGAAGAGUAGCACUGUAAUGGAAACUGCCAAUGCCACACUCAGACAAGACACCAGGACAGGGGAACCUGCAGAUCCUCCUAAGAGACAGCAGAGAGAAAGAAAAUCAAAAAUCAUGAUACACUAUGUAACUGUAUGAACUUAUUACGCAUGAUUGUAUAACUUACGCAUAUAUCUGCAAACUGUGCAAGAAGCACACAUUCAUUUCCACAAAUUACAAAUCUGCUUGCACAGAUAAUACACACAGACUGAAAUUUGUCACCGCCGUUAAGAAAUCUUAACUAUAGGCCAUUAAAAAGUGCACACAGAUUGGCAAACCAUGCACAGCAAUUUACACAUGGUCCUUUUUGUCUUGAACCUGGCAACCCCGGGUAGUUCCAUAUAAAUAUAAUGACUAAUAUUCAAUAAACAAAAAUCAUAAAAUCCUUCAGGACAGAUUCCUAAUUCAACUGAUUUGAAACCUGUUUGUGCAGAUUUGCAAACUGCGCAUACCAGUUUGAUUUAGUGAAAUUAGUGCACAUUGAUUACAAAUGCCUUUCUCAGAAGUCAAAAUCUGUCAGCACGGAUUGUGUACUGUUCAUAGAGAUCUGCAAAAUGUAUACACACUUGACCCGUUUUUUAUAGACAUGUCCCCAGAUAGUUAUAUCACAAGAUUCAUAACCUUUCAUAAACUCUUUCAGUCAAUGAACCUGAAAAGUGUAUUUCUUUAACAGUUUUGUUUUCUUUAUCACUUACCUUGAAUCUCCACACUUGUUCCAUUUCCAAACACAAUCUCCCCACAGUGAGCCAGAGCACAGUAGUACAUCCCUGCAUCAGAGGAGCUCACUGACUUUAUAGCAAGGUUCAGGGUACAGUUUUUCAUGUGGGGCUCCUGAUCAGUCUCACAGUGUCCCUCUUUGUGAUACAUGACAGCAGACUGAGCAGCACCAUGUCUGAACCAGUAGAAGCUCUGCUCUCCUGCACAUGCUUCAGCGAAAACUGUGCAGCUUAAAUUUAAAGAGCCUCCCACCUGGAGAGGCUCUAAUGCUGGCUGGUGGACAACAGCUGAGAUGUUUGUCAGGGAUGUUUUAACAUGAAGAAAGACUCCCUCACCAAGUUCAACUGUGUUGAAUCCUAAAAUCCCACAGUAAUACGACGCUGAAUCAGAGGGCAGAAGGUCUCGGAUUGUGAGAUUGGUGGUGCCUUUUUGUGCUUUGACUUGAAACCUCUCUUUAUACCCUGGAGACAUAGAAGCGUCUUGGUUGUGCUUCAUCUGAUUUGAUAUGAUCUCAGGUUUACCUCCCAAGCGUUGCUGGUACCAGUAAAGAUAAGUUACAGCUUCAUCCUGAAAGGUGCAGUUAAAAGUCACUUUCUGCCCAACUCUGGCUGUUAUGAGCCCAUGGUCCUGGGUAACUGCAGUGAUUUCAGCUGUAAAGGAUUGAGAACAAACAUGGUAUUAUUAUUCUUAUUAUUCUCGUUAUCUUAUUACAUUAGUAUCUCUUAGUAUUGUCAAACCUCUGAUAUAUAUAUCAGUGUCUAGAAACAAUGAAAAGAUGGUAAAAUACAAACCUAUAUCGCUGAGGAGAAGAAGAAAAAAGUGAAGUGGCAUCAUGUCUGAAGCUCUGCAGUAAGUCGCCUCUGUGCUGAUAGAUGAAGGAGACGGUGGCUGUUUGUGAUUGGACAAGCUGUCUGAUUUGUUAGUUGGUCAUGUGACUACAUGUUUUGAUUGAGUCUCUUAAGUUGCGUCACUUAUUUUUUUUUACAGAGAAGGACAGUGGGUGUGACAUACACCUCCAGAUUGAAAGAGACAUUUUCAGAAGUCCACGUUGAGUGGAAGUACAGCAUUUGACACAAGUAAGUCUAAAAGUAAUGUAUUUUUAUGGCCUGUCAAGCUCUGAAAGUGCUAUGAUUUUACAAUGAUAGUUUCAGUCAGAAGGUGUGUAUUUUUAAUGGUUGUGCUGGUAUAAAAAAUGUUCAUCAGGAUACACAACAAAAAACAGAUGUAGAUCUGCGCUCCUUCAUGCCAUUUCAUUCUGAUUCCAUCAAACAUGGUUGAGGCUGACUACAUUGUGAGUUUAUUGUUUUUUUGUUUCUGUUGUUGUUUUUUGCAUUUGUAUGCUAUACCAGAUAAGAUAACCUCCUUGUUCCUAUUCCUCAAGGCGAGCCCCCCUUAAAUUCUGUUUCCAUAAAAUAGCUCAGAUAACCGUUGUAGGUACUGGAUCGGUUCGGGCUGCCAUUUCGGCUUAAGGCCUGUUCAAGAUGUCACACUACGGCAAUUCCACUCAGACAAAUUACAUUGCGCUCCAUUAAAUAAGUCAAAUGUACUGGGUUAAAAACCCCUCAAGAAGUCAAAUGUGUGUGAGGACUGGUCCCCAGUCCUCCAGUUUUGCUCCUCUUUGCCCUCCCCUCUCGGGCUGUCUUCCCCCCUUUAUCCACUUCGCCUGAGCGGCGCUGUAGGCUGCUCAGGAUCCCUCUCUUCACUUCCUGCAUGGGUGGCACCGCGGGAGCUGAUCACCUGCUGGAGACCUCACCUGCUGCUAAUUCCGGUCUGAUUACCUGCCUACAAGAGCCCAGGGAGGAAUCUUCUCAGUGCCGGCUGAUUGCCUGACUAAGUGGUUCGUUCACUACGUUUGUGCUGGCCUUAAGCCUCUUCUCCCCUCACGGAGAUUAUCUUGUGCUUCAUUUUUUGAUGACUGUUGUGGAUUCAUGCUCGUUUUACCCCUGGACUAACUCCUUCUCUCUUUCUCGUUUUUUCCAGGUCUCCACGAGCUCCCGCCACCACCACCAUCAUUGCUUUGUUCACUUUUUACUCACAUGUAAAUAAAAAUCACUGUUUGUUGAAAUCCUGAUCUGAUUCAGCCUCUGCUCUGGGUCCACCUAUUCACAACACCUAACAAUGUGCUCGGUUAAAAGCACCUCACGGUUUUCUUUAUUUCUGUUUGUUCAUUCAAUUGAGCUAAAAAUUUUCUCUCCAUAUAAUACAAAGAAUUACGACUUACUGUACUGUAAUUUUUAGAUUGCUUUAAUUGUAUAUGUUUAUUUUUCUAAAGCAAAAAGAAAAAUGUUUUACACAGGAUCUCCUUUUAUCAAUUGAUAGUUAUGCUUUUAAUUCACAUUUCCUUUGGCAACCUUAAGGCAGCGGUAGUCUGGCUGUCUUGAGUCCCCUUUGAUAAAUAGUGAUAGAUUGUUUCAUAAAAUUCUUCCAUGUUUUCUCAGAAGAACUGCAAUCUCAUGAAACCUAAUCCAGGGAAAACCGCUUCUGUAAUGUUCGGACCAACCAUAAUCUUCUACGCCAUUCAAACCAACUUCCAGCCAAUCACAUAGCAUGAUGUCAUCAAUAGGCGCCGGGCCCCAAGCCGAUCUGGCAGCCCAAACACAUCUGUGCUGCGUCCGAACUGCCCGCUCGGAUACUACAUGCUACUGCUACGUGCUACUGCUAGAUCCUACUCCUACAUACUAAAAACGUUGGCCCAAUUCGGACACACUAGACGAGCGGUGGGGAAAGACGACCCCCGCAGGCAGAGAGUAGGUACUGCGCCCGUGCAGACAGUGGUAACUGAAGCCCCUCAUCUGCGGGCCUGGCUGUAGUACUGCAGCUGUGCAGGUUAAUGAUGGAAUAAGUGAGCUUUACCUCCAUGAUGUCGCCACUUGCUCAUAAAAUAAUUACUUGGGCAAAUAUGACACCAUGACAUGACAAAGAGAUACAACCGCACAUUUUUUAGGACAGUGUGUGAAGUUACAUGAAACUCACAUCUGUACUGCUGCGGUCCUGCCUGCUGCUGCUGCUCCGACAUGGUGCGCGCUGCUGUGGCCAGCCGGCGUUCGCGACACUUUUGAAUAGGCAGAGCAGCUGGUGGCGCUAGCAUCACAUGCGCUUCUACAACUUUUAAGAGGACGAAAAAGAAGCCCGCGGUGCAUUUUGGGUCAGUAGCAUGCCCGUAGGAUGCACCGAGACCAACCUACAAUGUAGGCGUGUCUAGCAUCUGAAGUAGUAUCUGAAGUAGCAUGCUACUCGCUCCGGUGGCCAAUUCGGACAUGCUAGAUACUACUUCGACUACUACUUCGACUACUACUUGGCAAUUCGGACGCAGCUCUGGUACCUACACCCUGAACCAUCACCAUCAGUUGGUUCUCCAUUUACUGGAUCUCCACUAAGCUAAUGUUGACAAGUGUCGCCAGGGAAUCUCCAUGCUGAUUACCUGUUGCGACCUGGGGGCCAGGACAGUGAUUCAUACGACAUGAAUGUGUGCCAUUGGCUCCCAUAUCUUUACAUUCACUUUUUUUUUUAAUUUAUUACCAUUUGAUGUGAACAUUGCAUGAGAAAUUAAGCUUAUGCAGAAGACGUAGUAACUGCAGUUCCUUAAAUGCCAACUUGAGGCACCAGAAGCCACUAACUCAUUUGAAUAAAGUAAACAUGUAAAUAGGCUAGUCCAGAAAUCCAUUACUUGAUUACUCUUAAUGCACACACUAGCUGGGUGUAAUGUUUUUAUAACUUAUUAGAUUUGAAGAAAUUUAGGUCGCAAGUUUUGCAAAGUUAGAGGCACGGCAGACACACUGUAGCUGUUGGUGGGGAGGGACCUAAAGGCUGCUUCAGCAGUGGCAGUGUCUUUUAAUCAGUCAUUUUUAACACCUGUUAUCUCAAUAAUAAUAAGCAUGGCGACAAUGGAGGAGUCUCUGGAAUGCUAGUUCAUCAUUUAGUUCAUCAUCUGUGUGAUGAUAACUCGCUACUACUACUUGGUGGGUACUUAGCAUGCGCUAGUCACAGAGUUCAGUUUGGAGAGGUAGUAUGGCUGAAAUGAGGGUUCUAAAAGACACUCAAGUGGGAUAAGUAGCUGUAAAGCUGCUGAGAAGGCUACCUAAAGGACACUGUAAAGCCUGAAAAUGAGCUGAAUACACACUCUCUGAGAUGUCCAAAGAAAACCAGUCAAGAGUAGAUCUAAGGCCAAAGCUCAAACAACUUCAACACCACCAAAUAUCACUUCACUGUAAUCCAAACAAGAGGAAAUGAACAUGUUUGACCCUCACAAGUUUGUGUAACCAAGCUAGCUUGAAAGUAUCAGUGACAGAUACCGGCCAUGUAUUGUACCAAAACAAUCAACAAAGGCAUAAGUGGUAAACAGGAUGUACAUCCAAUGAUGAAAACACUUUCUCUGUACCUUUUAUAUGUACUUUACAACUGCUUCAUCUUUUUACCCUGGGGCAUGUGCAGAGUGCUCGGGCUGGUAUGAUGGCUUUACUCCAGUGUUUUUUCUUUGUUUCUGUCAGUGCAGCAGCUUCUGUGGUUUUCAACAGGAAGUAGAAGUAGUGGUAGCUCUCCCACAAAGAUGCUCCUGUAGUCAAAGACCACAAAAUCACUAAAAAAAAUAAAUAAAUAAAAAAAUAAAAACAGUUUUAUCUUUUGUAAAAAUAUUUAAGGAACAUGCUGAUGAUUGUAAAAGUUUUUAAAACAAACACUACUACACUGUGUAAACCGUGGACAAAAUGCAUUUUGCAUGGGGCAUUUUCUGUCUGACAUGCAAAAUGUGUUUUUUUUUUCAAAUAGCUAUGACCAGAAAUGAUAUAGUUUUAAUAAACUUAAAAAUUAUGACUGAAUAUGUUUUGAUUAUUUCAAAUUUCUGACACCUGUGUUGUAUCUACAUCUACUGAACAUUACAAACGUCUAUCUUACAAUUAAGAUAUUAAUUCAGCACUAUUGUAUGUCAUUAUUCUACAAGUUCUUGUAUCAUACGAAAGUUUAUCAUCAUCUUCACAUUGCUCUUACAAUGAGAAUCCUCCCAUGAAUCAAACCAGACCCCAUAGGUGUCAGCGAGCAUGUGACCUUUUUUCCUUACAUACACACAGUGUCACAUCAUGCUGGCCAAUCAAACACACUCUUGUAUUUGAAGACUGGAGAAAGUAUCCAGAAUCUGUUCAUUCAACACAAGAAUUCAAACAUGACAGCUGCUCAGUUUUUCUGCGCUCUGGUGUGUUUGUUCUUGGGGCAAAAAGGUGAGUUUGGUUUUGAUGGGUCCACAUUUUAUAUUUAGUUUGGGACUUUUUUGUCAUUAUUAUGCUGUUUAGAUUUAACUGACUGAGAAUCUGUUUUCUCUUUUAUUACUUCAGUACAGCCGAUCUCUCAGGAGUUGUCCGUGUCUCUCCGUCAAGAGAAACGAUUAAUGUCGGCUGAAGUUGGAGACACUUUGACUCUGCAGUGUUUUUAUAAAGGCGAAGAUUCAGCAUGGCUUUACUGGUACAAACAAAGUCUGGGUCAGACACCAAAGCUCAUCUCUAUAUUCUAUGCGUAUGAUACAAAAAUCACUUUUCAGGAUGAAUUUAAGGAUAAUCAACGCUUCAGACUCAGCACUGAAAACAGCACCAAUCACUUAAUCAUUUCUGAUUUACGCAUUUCAGACUCAGCGACUUAUUACUGCGCAACCAGCUAUAUGUAUGUCUUAAAUUUUACAGAGGGCAUUUUAGUCUAUGUACAGGGCUCAGGUUUGAAAAUACCAGCCAUGGUCUAUCAGUCAGAAUCUGAGUCCGUCCAGCCUGGAGACUCAGUGACUCUGAACUGUACAGUCCAACCAGGAACCUGUGAAGGAGAACACAGUGUUUUCUGGUUCAAAAACUCUCAAGAGUCUCAUUCACCAGGACUUAUCUACACCAAUAGAGGCAGGAAUAACCAAUGUGAGAAGAAACCAAACACAGGAUCAACAAGGACUUGCGUCUUCAAUCUGCCUCUGAAAAGCCUGAAUCUUUCUCACACUGGGAUCUACUACUGCGCUGUAGCUUCAUGUGGACGGAUACUGUUUGGAAACGGGACCAAGCUGGACUUGGAAUGUGGGUAAUAUUACAGGAGAGCUUCUGUCAUUUGCUGAGUGGCUGUUUAUUGGUGACAGUACAUUCCAAAAAAAUGAAUUAGAAAAACAGGCAAAAACUCUCGACAUUUCUGUUUCCAACUGUUCAUCUCCAUGCAGAUAAGAUAGACCCCUUUGUCUUGGUGUAUAUCCUGAGUGGAGCCCUAACAAUCACCACCAUCCUGGUUGUUUUUCUGUCUUUCACCAUAUACAAGAAAAUCAAGUCAAAUCCCUGCCAAUGCACAGGUAAGUGACAUUCUUCUAAAGCAGACAAAUUGAAGUAUAGAGCUUGGAACAAAGCUGAAUCCUGUGUUUCAUAUUUUAGAGGCUCAACCAAGAUUUUCAGCCCCAGCAGCUGCAGAUUCACAGGUAAAUUUAAAGUCAGCUCAUACUUUGUGGAUACUUUUAAAAUCUUUUGAGGUUUAACUAGUCAGUGUGUGUGUGUGUGUGUUACCAGGGUCGCAGAGACAACCUCCAUUAUGCAGCUUUGAGCGUUCAUCAGCCCAAAAGACCAGGAAGGCAGAGGAGUGACAGAAACACUGACUGUGUGUACUCCAGUGUAAAGCUUUAG
This is a messenger RNA of Xyrichtys novacula (pearly razorfish), 75509 nucleotides long. NCBI's taxonomy places the organism in Eukaryota, Metazoa, Chordata, Actinopteri, Labriformes, Labridae. The record is from the annotation of a GenBank genome assembly.